This is a messenger RNA of Pelobates cultripes (western spadefoot toad), 47335 nucleotides long. NCBI's taxonomy places the organism in Eukaryota, Metazoa, Chordata, Amphibia, Anura, Pelobatidae. The record is from the annotation of a GenBank genome assembly.
UGCUUAAACUCCUUUACUGUGUUAACCUCUACCACUUCAGCUGAAAGGCUAUUCCAUGCAUCCACUACCCAAUUACAUACAAAUUAAGGUAAAAUUAUCUAAAUAUUAAAACAUUUACAUUUUCCCAUCAUACCAUAAUAUACUAUUUUCUAUGGUGACACGAAUCUAUUUCUUUGACAGUUUUAUUCAUUAACUGGCAGUCUACACUAAUGUAUUUUACCAUAGAUCUAUGAGAAAAUUGUCCCCCCCCGUAUUCUAAUAUUUCAUAUAACUGUAAACUAAAACACUGCAUGCCAUAUCGCACGCGUACUCCAUACUUGCAAAGCUUUUACACCGACCUCUACGCAAAACACACUUUAUUUUUUCUCCCAGUCGUGUCUGAUGAUGUCACUCCAACGCGACGCCGGUGAGUUCGUCGCCUGCUGUGUGACGUCAGUACGCCUCGGUUAGGACGAUGGUUCGAAAGCUGGAAUCAGGUGGCGAUACUUAGGUAAUGAAGAAGUGAUACAAAGUUGUCAAGUUCACUGGUGGUACAGUGAUUGGUAUGUACUCUUGGCACCAUAGACUUUUAUACAAUUUAUAUUUCUGGGUGAGAUUGCUUUUAACGAAGGGUCCUUAGGGUAGAGGUAGAUAUUGCUUGGAGGGUAAUAAUAUAUAACAAGGACUUACAUUAUCAUCAAGGGGUUUAAUAUUAAAAUUGUCUGAGAACGAGGGUAUAAAGUUUUAAAUGUGUAUCCGUAUUUAUCAAGGCAGAACAUCCAACUAACAGAGUUAUUUACUAAGUGACAAUACAAGGUGACUAGCAAAUCUAGUACCUGAAUCAAAGCAUAGCUGAUUUAGAGACUGUUUCCAGUUUUGCUAUUUUGAUCUUAAAUUUGAGAUUCAAAAUUAACUCUCACUUUAGUAAAUAGCCCUGUAUAUGUUUUUGUUGAUCCGAAAUUUGCAAUUCACACCACAGUUGUUCUAUGGUCACUUGCUAAAUGUGGAAAUUGUUGGAUUAAAUAUAGUUACAUAGUUGUCUAAGUUGAAAAAAAAAAAAAAAAGACUGAUAGUCCAUUAAGUUCAUCUGUAAAGCCCAUUCUUUUAUGCUUUGCUCAAAAGAAGACAUAAAACCCAAUUUUACCAAAUUGCAGUCAACAUCCUCCUUGACUCCAUAAUGGCAAUUCAAAUAUAUGUUUUGAAAAGGUUGUGAAAUAUAACAUAACCUUUUCUGUUAUUGUUGCUGUAUUCUUUAAAGGGGCAUUCCAGGCACGCAGACCACUUCUGCCCAUUGGAGUGGUCUGGGUGCCAGCUUCCAUCACCCUUAACCCUGCAAGUGUAAUUAUUGCAGUCUUUAUAAACUGCAUUAUUACCUUGCAGGCUGAAGUUAGACAGCCACUAGAGGUACUUCCAUUUUCCUAAAACAAGAAAAGUGUUUUAAACGAUGCUGGACGUCCUCACGUUAUGCAUGAGGACCUCCAGCAUUGCGGGAAUCACCAUAGGAAAGCAUUGAAUAAUACUUUCCUAUGGGGAGGUCUAAUGCGUGCGGCCAGGAGUGUGGGCGGAGCCUGACUAAAGUCACUGAAGGGGUUCUAACCCCUUCAGCAACAAGGGAUGGUGGUGAGAGGGAGAGGGGCACUGCAGGAACCUGCAGUGCCAGGAAAGUGGAUAUGUUUUUCUGGCGCUAGAGAGUCCCUUUAACCCUUCAAAUGCAGCAAAUUACCUCCAGGAUCCAUUUGUGUUGUCCCAUCUCGAAUUUAACCCCAUCCUUAUCCCCAUCACUUCUUACACUGUUUACUCAUCACAUUUAUCCCUACUGUACAGCCUGCUUUUACCCAGUUAAUGCAUACCCCCACAACCCACAUUGAUCUUUCUCAUAGUAAUUUUUUUACCUUUACUUUUUGCCAUGUUUGAUGAUGAUUUUAAGAUCAAUUAUAGUGACUGCAGUAUUUUGUAAUGUGAAGGGUUAAGUUGGGGAAUCCAGUGGGAAUGUGAGAUAUUGAAUGUUAGUGGACAGAUCCUGGCUGCACAAGAAUAGAAAAUGGUGGGAGUUGAACUCUUAGGGAAUCAAUUUACUGCACCAUGAAUUAUUAAAGAAACUGUUUGGAUCCAAAGCUGUUAUGGUGCCCAAAGGUUCCGGUCAUGUUCGUAGCUUAAGGUUGAAAGCUGUUCUCUAACAGUUUAACCCCAAAGGUUGCUCUCCAGCACCAGAUCUCCCUGUCCCCAACAGCAUCUCGUUUCUCCAAAGCAGUUUGAGGAAGCACGGAGUGCUACUAGACAGGGACUGGCUUAGAAUGUUCAUCUGAUCCUCUAUGCCAAUCAGUAGUUCCCUAUUCAUAACAAGUGCACUUUUUUGUGAAAUAAAAUAUCCCUAAUUAAUAUGCUUUAAGGGACACUAUAGUCACAAGAACAACUACAGCUUAUUGAAUUUGUUCUGGUGAGUAGAAUCAUUACCUUCAGGCUUUUUUGCUGUAAACACUGUCUUUUCAGAGAAAAAGCAGUGUUUACAUCACAGCCUAGUGAUAACUUCACUGGCCACUCCUCUGAUGUCUGUUAGAGAUCAUUCCUGGGUCAUGACUGCCUAAAAUGCAUCCAAAACAUUCAGUAUGUCCUCCCUCUGCAGACACUGAACUUUCCUCAUAGACAUUCAUUGAUUCUAUUCAUUGAUUCAAAACCCAUCUCUUUAGGAAGGCUUAUGGCCUCCAAGACUAACCCCUACUUCACAUACCUGUCUCUUGCCCUCUCCUAAAGGGCAGCCCACCUUAUUUGAUUGCAAAUUCCUGUCCUAAUGUGUUUUACAACCCACCUCCUAUAGAAUGUAAGCUCGAUUGAGUAGGGGCCUCUUCAACCUACUGUUCCAGGACAGAGAGGAACAGGGGCCAUUGAAGGGACAGGAACGUCCCGAGCGCGCAGCCCGUUUCAAGGAUUGCCCACUUUCAAGGAUCAUUGAGUGACCUGCCAUAUUGACCAGAUUCUGCAGAGAAUGGAUGAUUGACUGUCUUUUCACCAAAGAACAAUCAUUUUCACCCUCAUCUAUUAUACACCAUUUACAGACCUCAGCAUCCUCCUACUGUGCAUACUUUAAAGCCAACUUCUACAUCGGUGAGAUCCAUCCAUACACUAAUGAAUUAUAUAGUGCACUAUAUUUUGGGCUAUUAGUCAUCAGGACUGUAUUAUAUAUAUUUUUUCUUUUUCUUCUUUUUUCUUUUCUUUUCUUUUUUAUAUAUUUUUUCAUUUUUUUAUUGUAUUUUUUCUGGACUUUUUCCAUUUUUUGGAUCAUUACCCAUUGUAAAUGGAUACAUAGCUCAUAAAAUUCAGCACAGGGAGGAUUUUGUGUGUAUAUGUAAAUAAUCUAUGUACAUAGGAUGAAAUGAGUGUUACUAUGAUUAACUUUAUGAACUUAUCAAAUAAUUAUUACAAUAAAUAUUUUUGCAAUCAUAUACAGGAUUAGAUUUUACUGUAAUCGUUUUGAGUGCGGUAUUCAUAUUUGUUUAUGAUUUAGAUUAGGAGGUUGUUGUGGGGUUAAACCUCGAAUACCUGCACCUUGCAUAAUUGAGUGCCAGCACAUAUUGUGUUUUUGUAUAUUGUUCCUGUAAGUUUAUUUGUAAUUGUCCUAUUUAUAGUUAAAUCCCCUCUCAUAAUAUUGUAAAGCGCUACGGAAUCUGUUGGCGCUAUAUAAAUGGCAAUAAUAAUAAUAAUAAAAUAAUAAUUCAUCUCUAUGAGGAGAUGCUGAUUGGCCAGGGCUGUGUUUGAGUCAUGCUGGCUCUGCCCCUGAUCUGCCUCCUUGUCAGCCUCAGCAAAUCCUAUGGAGAAGCAUUGUGAUUGGAUCAGGCUACCACUUCUGAUGAUGUCAGUAGACUGCUUGUUUUUCUGAGACAAAAAGCAUGCAGAGUUACAGCUUCAGGCUUGAUUAACACCCUAAGGACUGAGCCAAAUGUACACAUUGUGAUCAAAACAAAACGUAAACAAAAACUUGAAAUUGCGCUAUAUGUGCACCCACACUUAUUAUAUAUAAUUUUAUUCAGGGGAAACAGGGCUUUCAUUUAACAUCAAAUAUUUAGGUAUAAAACAUAAUUUAAUAUGAAUAAAAUAUUAAAAAAUGCGAGAAAAUAAGAAUUUUAAAAUAAAUGUUUAGUUCUACGUGACAUUCUAACUGUGAAUGUCAUAAUACGGUUUGCUUUUACUGCAAUAAAAUACACAUAUUUGUAUUCAUCGAUGUCUCACGUGUAAAACAGUACCCCCUAUGUACAGGUUUUAUGGUGUUUUGGGAAGUUACAGGGUCAAAUAUAGCAUGUUAAAUUUUUCAAUUUUUUCGAAUUGAAAUUCACCGUAUGGUAACCCAGGAAUGAGAAUUACCCCCAUGAUGGCAUACCAUUUGCAAAAGUAGACAACCCAAGGUAUUGCAAAUGGGGUAUGUUGCAAGGACCCUGCAAUCACAUGGCCCAGGGGGGCCAAAGAGGAAGGAGGGGGACUCCCUGGGCUCCCAGAUAAGUCCCCAUACCGCGAUCACCGGCAACCGGGUAAGUACAUAGAACGGCAGGGACGUGCUAUGCCGCCUCUGGCGUUUAGAGCCAGGUCCCUAAGGACGGCAUAGCACGUCCCCCGUCCUUAAGGGAAUACAGUAAGAUUUUGCUAUAUUUAUGGAGGCAUGAGGGGCCCAGGGGGGCUAGAUGGUGGUUUUAACACUAUAGGGUCAGGAAUACAUGUUUGUGUUCCUGACCCUAUAGGGAUUCUUUAAUCUGAUAUGUAAUGACUCAAUGGGCAAUGUUGUAUGGCAAUAAAUACUCAGAUUUAUAGGCUGAGAAAUAAAUAUAUAUUUUCUUUAACUCAAGUUUUGAGUGCGGUAUCAUGCUUGUCUAUUGUAUAUGUCCAAGGUAUUUAUAUGUGGGCAACCCUGAUACCUCCACCAUUAUGGAUAAGAGAGUGCCUGUACAUGUUGAACUUUCUUCCACAUUGUUAUGUUGCUGCCUUAUGCUACAAUUGUUACUUAUUUUCAACUUCGAUCUACACUCAUUACCCCAUAAUGACAAAGCAAAAACAAGAUUUGACACAAUUGCAAAUAUAUUAAAGGGCCACUAUAGGCACCCAGACCACUUCAGCUGAAUGAAGUGGUCUGGGUGCCAGGUCCAUCUAGGGUUAACCCUGCCUGCUGUAAACAUAGCAGUUUCAGAGAAACUGCUAUGUUUACAGCAGGGUUAAUCCAGCCUCUAUUGGCUGUCUCAUUGACAGCUGCUAGAGGCGCUUCCACGCUUCUCACUGUGAUUUUCACAGUGAGAAGACACCAGCGUCCGUAGGAAAGCAUUGCUCUUGCUACGCAUGCGCAUUCAGCGGAUGACGUCGGAAGAGGGAGGAGAGUCCCCGGCGCUGGAGAAAGGUAAGAAUUUAACCCCUUCCUCUCCUUUCAGAGGGUGGGGGGGGCCCAAAGACCCUAUAGUGCCAGGAAAACAAGUUUGGAUUUUCUGGCACUAUAGUGGUCUUUUAAAUAGACAAAACUGCAAUAUCACAUUGACAAAAGUAUUACAUAGAAACAUAGAAUGUGACGGCAGAUUAGAACCAUUCGCCCCAUCUAGUCAUUCCAAUCUUCUAAAUACUUUCAUUUAGUCCCUGGCCUUAUCUUAUCGCUAGUACAGCCUUAUGCCUAUCCCACGCAUGCUUAAAGCGGCACUGUCAUGCCAAACUUACCUUUCCCCAAUCGAUUCCUCUUCUCUCUCUCUGUCAGGAUUUGUUCUUCAUUUCUUCCUGUGUGCUUUAGUUUUCUUUAAAACAUAAGACAACGUAGGGACUAUUUGCUCUUAUGGAGGUUUCCACGCCUGACCAGCGGAGGAGCAAAGUGUGCUCCUUUUCUUGUGGGCAGAGAAAUGUGUCCACAAUUCUUACCUUUCCUCCUUUCCUUGCGAUGCUUCCUGUCAGUAUUCCAGAACAUCCUGUCACUUAGACAGAAUGCCUGUGAAACUACCAAAUUUCAUCCUAACAGAAUGAGAGCAGUUUCUCCAUUCGUGUUAGGAUUCAACUCGGGACUUUGUUCAUAUCGGAAUUUCAUUCUAAUGAAUGAAAUUCUGAUCUGAUUCGUACCACGGCUGCCUCUUGCAGCUGCUUAGUAGAUAACUCCCUAAUUCCCACAGUAGUAGGGAGCUAUCUACCAAAAGGCUGAAAGACCUAAAUUGGUCUUUCAACCAAAUUUACUAAUACUAAGUUUAAAAACUGUUAUAAACAAAAACAAAAAAACCCUAGUGUCCACCCUCCCGAGCCCCCACCUGUACUGCACGAGUGGGUGCUAUUAAACUGAAGGGGGGACCUAGCGUGUGUGUCCCGGCCCUGACCCAAAAUGAAAAUGGGAGGUGAGCUAUUGCUCUUCCCCGGCCCCUACCCAUGAGCGGCGGGUGGGGACCCUAAAUGAAAAUGUUGAACAUUCUGACAUACAAUGUUUCUAAUAUUCUGAGGCGGAAUGUUCUAUGGACACUGGGUGUUGUGGAAAAGCAAUUCCAGGGCAGAGUUUAGUAAAUGGAGCUGUCACUAUGUAAUUUAAAUUAAUGUCCCUGAUGCAGAUUUUUCAUCAGAAUCAUUUAAAUAAAUAGCAUAUGUUCUCCCUUAAUGAAUAUGGUUGUCAGAGAAGGGCCACUGAUGCACUAAUUACACAAUAUUAGACAAUGGAGUAAAAUGCCUCCCAGCCCAGAGCUAGUCACACACACUCUCCUUGCAGCCAUGGGAUAACAUGGGGCCCCUGGGAAGUCUGAUUGGGGAGCUGGCUGCUGUAGAGGACUGCAAUUCCUAGCAAAUCUCUAUAGGACUGCGCUACCCCUCACACUCCGUCAACCAAAGUAGUGAUCUGUGACUGAGCACCAUAGGAAGUGGAGUACACAGCAGCCGGAGAGUUUCCUGUUCCGCUUGCUGGUGUCGAGCUGUUCCACUGACAUGGUGCUGGCUGGUAUCACAGACACUGGAUUCUCCUGACCGGACUCUCUGCACAGCCUUCAACCCCGCUGGCUCGUGCCAAAACAGCUCUGGAUCCAGCGUGUUUGAGUCAUGUGACGAGGCAGAAGCUCCUCCCACUCUUUCGGCUCUCUUUGAAAUGGAAUAGGCUCAUUUUCGGCCGCCAAACUUUUGGUGCAUCCCUAGUCUCCAGUACUGCGUUAAAUACUCCAAGUGAGGUCUCACUGGUGUUCUGUACAAUGGCAUGAGCACUUCCCUAUUUCCACUGCUAAUACCUCUCCCUAUACAACCAAGCAUUCUGUUAGCAUUUCCUGCUGCUCUAUUACAUUGUCUGCCUACCUUUAAGUCAUCUGAAAUAAUUACCCCUAAAUUCCUUUCCUCAGAUGUUAAUGUCAGGACUCUGCCCUUGGGUUUAUACGUCCAAGAUGCAUUAUCUUGCACUUAUCCACAUUACAUGUCAACUGCCACAACUCUGACCGUUUUUCUAGUUUACCUAAAUCAUUUUCCAUUUGGCUUAUCCCUCCUGGAACAUUUUGUAUAGUAUGCCCUAUUGUAUAUUGUUAAUUAAGUCAUCAAUUAUAAAGUCAAGUAAUAACCUUACCUGAAGUUAAGCUCAACGAGCCUUUUAGGGCUGCCUAAGUAAUUUUUACCGGGUGUGCAACUAGCUCCUGGCACAAAAGUGCAAAUUUCUCAGUUUCCAUCAGAAACAUUGAACAUACAGAUUACUACCACUUUGAUCAUUUCUAGAAGCUUAAGUGAUCAUGGUGGUUGGAGUAACAUUUAAAUCCGUUCUUAGUUGAAGCACCUAUGGCAGUUAUUAAAGGCUCAAGUCUUUUUGGGUAUCAUGCGACGAACUGUGCACACCUGGAUGUGGGUAGCUACUGCAGUUCAUUUUUACAGUUCCUGUCAAGCUCUAUCAGGUUGGAUGGACAGUAUCUGUUGACAGACAAUAUUAGGCCUCUUCAAGGAUGUUUGCUUGGGUUCAAGUGUGGGAUAUUUACAGAGUUGUCCCCAGUGGUGUAUCCUGGUUUUGUGCUGCCCUAGGCAGGACAAAACUCAGGCACCCCCCCGCGCCACCCCCACCCGCGCAACCGCCACCCAACCUUCCCCCCUGCUCCGCCUUCUAAAUACACACACACACAUUCACUGACAGAUACGCAUUCACUAGCUAACAGAAACACACAGUCACUAACAGACACACACUCACACACUCACUAACAGACACACACACUCACAGGCAAACACACACACACACUAACAGGCAAACACACACACUAACAGACAUCCACACUAACAGACAUCCACACUAACAGACAUCCACACUAACAGACAUCCACACUAACAGACAUCCACACUAACAGACAUCCACACUAACAGACAUCCACACUAACAGACAUCCACACACUAACACUAACAUACAUACACUAACAUUAACAUACACACUAACACUAACAGACACACACACUAACAUACACACUAAUAUACACACAGACAUCCACACACACUAACAUACACACACUAACACUAACAUACACACACUAACACACACAUACUAACAUACACACACUAACACUAACAUACAUACACACACUAACAUACACACUAACAGACAUCCACACACACACUAGCAGACAUACACACACUCACUAGUGUUUUUUUUAUUUAACCCCCCCAGCCUCCUUACCUUUGGUAAUGCUGGGGGGGUUCUUCCUCUCCCUGGGGUCCAGUGCCUGCAGCGCUGGGCGGGCGGGCUGCAGGCACGGCGAGGGAGCUCUUCCCCUGAGCGCUCAGGGGAAGAGCUCCCUCGCCGGCCGGCCGCCCGCCCGCCCGCCCGCCCAGCGCUGCAGCCACUGCCGCCCAGCGCCCAGAAUGUCUGUUAGCCGCGAGGCUAACAAGACAUUUGCCUUGGGCAUUUGGGGGGUGGUUUUUUGACGCCCCCUGAAAAAUGCCGCCCAAGGCAAAUGCCUUGUUUGCCUCGCGGCUAAUACGCCCCUGGUUGUCCCUAUGCCACUCUUGGGCUUUCCAAAUCAUGUCAAUAGAAACUUCCCAAAGAAGAUCAAGAAAAAUUGGAUUCAUCUCAGCUAAAUUUUAGAGGGACACUGUAAAGUCACCAUAGCAACUUUAGCUUAAAGGACCACUAUAGUGCCAGGAAAACAUACUCAGGGUCCCCCUCCCGCCCGGCUCUGGAAAGGGGAAAGGGGUAAAAACUUACCUUUUUCCAGCGCUGGGCGGAGAGCUCUCCUCCUCCGAUCCUCCUCUUCUCCUCCCCGUCUGCUGAAUGCGCACGCGCGGCAAGAGCUGCGCACGCGUUCAGCCGGUCACAUAGGAAAGCAUUCAUAAUGCUUUCCUAUGGACGCUGGCGUGCUCUCACUGUGAAAAUCACAGUGAGAAGCACGCAAUCGCCUUUAGUGGCUGUCAAUGAGACAGCCACUAGAGGAAAUAGGGGAAGGCUUAACCCAUUCAUAAACCCAUUUAUGGAAAAAAUGGGUUAACCCUAGCUGGACCUGGCACCCAGACCACUUCAUUAAGCUGAAGUGGUCUGGGUGCCUAGAGUGGUCCUUUUAAUAAAGCAGUUUUUGUGUAUAGAUCAUGCCCCUGACGUCUAACUACUCAACUGUCUGUCAUUUAGAAAUUAAAUCACUUUUGUUUUUGGAUCAACAGCAAAAAACAAAUGUGAGGAAGGCUGAACUUGAUGGACGCAAGUCUCUUUUCAGCUAUGUAACUAUGUCCAUGCAGCCAUAGCCACACCUUGCCUGGCUGUAGCUGACACAGCCUGCAUGACAAAAAAAUGGUUUCAUUUUCAAUCAUGUUACUUUAAACGUUUGUAUCUCCUGUCUAAAUUGAACUUUAAUUAAAUGCAAGAUGCUCCUGCAGGGUCUAGCAAGCUAUUAACAUAGCAGGAGAUAAUAAAUUCUAAAUUAAACCGGAUUUGCAAUAAAGGAAGUGUAAACAUUAGAUGACUCUUUACAGGAAGUGUAAGGGUUGCAUAAACAAAGUGAUUUAAAUCCUAAAUGGCAGAGAAUUGAGCAGUGAGACUGCAAGGGCAUAGUCUAUAAACCAAAAUUGCUUCGUUAAAUAAAAGUUGUUUUGAUGACCAUAGUGUCCCUUUAAGUAUCAUAGCAAAGGUUUUUGGGACUGUCAAAUCAAUGUAAUACUUCAGUUUCAUGUUGUUGUUUUUGUAAUAAAUUAGCAGUUUUUAAAAAUCUGUUUUUUUUUUUUUGUUUGUUUGUUUUUUUGCUUUGUCUUAAUGGGGUAUUGAGUGUAGACUGAUGUUAUAAAAAAUAUAUAUAUAUAUAUAUAGCCAAAUGCUAUGACAUAAAAAUGUAAAGAAAAGCCGGGUCAGUAUAUUUACUUAUUGCUAGUUACUGUAACUGCGUGUGCAGAAGUUUUAUUACGCUUUAGCAAUCUAAGUUUUGUCCCACGUUUGGAUAUAUUAAUUGAGUGCUCUUGUUCGGUACAUGCCUUCAGUGCUGAAUUGUAAGAUUUAUUUUUUUUCUGUAUUGAAUUGCUGUAGCCUUUUCUGUGCAUCCAAAAUCAGGGCACAGGAGGUCCCAUGAGGCUCCCAAUGUUCAGAAGGCCCAGGAGGCGUUUGCAUGUCAUGGCAUUCCAAAUGCGUUACUGUGCACGUAAAAACACAGCACCAUGUUCUAGCUAAAAAAUGUAUUUACGUCAGCUAAUUACAGCUGUGGUGCCUGUCUGACAGCAAGGGUGCUUUUCUAGCCAGGGAUACCAUCUCCAAACCCCCCCAACCCAUACCCAGCUCAUACUGAUGACGUACUGAUUACCCUUACUGACCCAGUUACUUCGUAACCCAUGUUAGUAUUUCAAAUUACGAACUUAAUGCUGAUAAGUCCUCGGUUAUGCCUAAGAACAUAGACAAAUAUUCUUUGCAUUUUUUUUUUUUUUUAAAGACUGAUUUUCGAACUCACUUUAAUUAUAACAAAUAACGUUUUAGGUUUAAUAAUAGCAAAUAGCAAUAGUAAAUCUAUGAUUUGUCACCUUAAAAUACUUAUGUAUCAUCUUUUUUUUAUUUAGUACAUGAAUAUUAUUAUAUAUUUUUCAAAUGACUAGUCCUGCAUUGCCCUAAAAAAUGGAAAUGCCAGAAAAGAGUCAACUUCUUCCCAUGAAAACUGGAGGCGGAAAAGGCUCUCUGCAGCAUCGGAAAUUCAUGAGUAUCAUGAAUAGAUAAUGGAAAAACCAUGAAAAGGGGCAUUUAUAUCUACAACUGUUCAAAUUACAGGGAUCAGAAGCAUGGAAAGAGCUUCCAAAACUGGAUGUUCCUAUUGCCAAGUUAUCAAAGAAGACUAAAAUUCCGAUUGGGGAAGUAGCAGGACUCCAUGGAUCACAGAAACAUCUUGCAGAUGUUUUUCCUAGACUCAGCAUAUCAGAGCAGGAGCUUUAGUGGCAAUAGCGUAGAAUAUUUUUUUGCAGUCAGUGAAAGAAUGCCUCACAGGGGAUUCUGCAGAUGAUUCUUCUCUUAAGCCACAUCAGUCUAGCGGAUACUUUUAUUUUUUAUUUUUUUUUAAGCAAAAUGACAGACUAGGCUCUAGAAAUCUCUGCCAGAAACAUGGGAUUUUCAUCAGUAGCCAGAAGAGCUAUCUGGCUUAAAGGACAACUCCACAGGUCCCAACACUCCUAAAAGAAACCCACAGUUUAAUAUAUAUACCCUCAAUGAAUACAUGUAUGCAUAUUUUCAUGUAUGUAUUCUUUGGGAGUAUAGUCUAAAAGAGCUUACAAAUGCUGGAGUUCUUAUGACUGCAACCUUUGUAAGCCCUCCCCUUUUUUACUGGAAGAGACUCUGUCUCUUCACAGGAAAAUACCCAUACUCGAUGAGAAGCCUCUGACUUUGUGCACGCGUGCGCCGGCUCGUGCAUGCAGACUCACACUAUUGUGUGCAUGUGCACAGUCAUACACUGAAGUGUGCACGCAUGCGCACCCUAUUGCGUGUGCACAUCUGAGUCUGAGGAGCUGAUCUGAGUGCUGUCAGGGAGGGAGGGUGAGGCAGGAAUGCUCAAGUAGAGAGUGUGCCUGUAACUUCUUUUAGCUCAGGGGGCCUAACGGAAGUAGGAAGGAAUAUAAAUUAACUAGGGAACUCCCCCCUGGCUGUCAAUCAAACAGCCAGGGGGGAGUUCCCUAGUUAAUUAAUAAAAGUUAUGUUUUCUCAUAGAAAACAUCUAAAAAAAAAUUAGCUUGCUAAAGUGCUUUAUGUGAAAAGAGUGCUCUUUUUUAUUUUAAAAAAGUACAGAUUUCAGUAAAAAUUGCACUUUUAUAAAUUAACUAGUUGUACCCCACUGGCUGUCAAUCAGACAACUGGUCCUGUUACUUCCUGGUUGUUUAGCUCCAGGAGCUCAACUCAGGAGGCAGGCAAUUGCCCAAAGUACACGCCUUGCAAAGCCUUGUCAGAUAUCUGCAUUACAAGGUCUGUGGUUGGACAGCCAAAGAAAGUCUGGGCUGGGGAAUAAGGAGAAGGCUUACAAAAGCUGCCAACGAGACCUGCAGCUCUUGAAAGCUGUUUUAUAUUUAAUUAAAUGUAUGCAUUUUUGUUUGUUUUUUAUUUGAGCAGUGGAAUGUCCCUUUAAUUUCAAGGAUAGGAGCAUAGAAACAUCUAAAUCCUCCUUUGCACAUUUGAUUACAGGAGCUAUUCAAAUAGCCUACAAAGAAGUAUUUUUGGCUUUCAAUAUUAAAGCUCAUUCUCCCAGAGCAAUGGCUACGAUUUUACCUAAGAAAGCAAUGGCAUUUCCUGAAAACAUUUGUAGAGUAGCGACAUGGUCUUCAUUCAAUACCUUAAUUCAUCAUUACAGGCUAGACAUCUUUUCCUCAGCAGAAGCUUCUUUCGGGCUUAAGGUGUGACAAGUAUGGUUUUAUAGGAGUGACCUACACUUUUUAUUUUAGGGAACUUGUUAAAUGCGUCCUGUACUGCUGCUACAUGCCAGGAAAAACUGAAUUUUUACUUACCUUAAAUGUAUAUAUUCCCUCUAUUUCUAAAUUAUUACCGUAUAUACUCGUGUAUAAGUCGAUCUCAUGUAUAAGUCGAGGGCAGUUUUGUGACCAACAAUUGUGAACUAUGCUAUGCCUCGUGGAUAAGUCGAGGGUAAAACUUGGGGCUAUGAAAUUCUGUGAUUUUUAUAAUUAUAUACACACACACACUCAUACAAACUGCAUUAUAUACACACACACUCAUACAUUCUGCAUUACACACACUCAUACACUAUACACACACAUACACUCUGCAUUAUACACACACAUACACUCUGCAUUAUACACACACUCUGCAUUAUACACACACACUCACACACACUGCAUUAUACAUACACACUCACACACACUCUGCAUUAUACACACACACACACUCACACACACACUCUGCAUUAUACACACACACACUCAUACACACACUCUGCAUUAUACACACACUCAUACACACACUCUGCAUUAUACACACACACACUCAUACAAACAAUCUGCAUUAUACACACACACUCAUACAAAAACACACUGCAUUAUAUACACACACACUCUGCAUUAUACACACACACUCAUACAAACAAUCUGCAUUAUACACGCACACUCAUACAAAAACACACUGCAUUAUAUACACACACACACUCAUACAAACAAUCUGCAUUAUACACACACACACUCAUACAAACACACACUCUGCAUUAUAUACAGACACACUCAUACAAACACACACUCUGCAUUAUAUGAGAGCAUUCUUUACAUCUCUAUCUUGUGAGUGUACUAAAUUGUUAUAUAAUGCAGAGUGUGUGUGUUUGUGUAUAAUGCAGAGUGUGUGUUUGUAUGAGUGUGUAUACAAUGCAGAGGGUGUGUUUGUAUGAGUGUGUGUUUGUGUGUGAACUGGGUGGGGGCGGGCAUUUUUAUUAUUUUUAAUUUUAAUAUUUAAAAAAAUUUAUUUUAGUAGUUUUUUUUAUUUUAGUAUUAUUUUUUUAUUUUAUUAUUUACUUUUUUAAUUUUAAUAUUUAAAUUUUUUUAAUUGUAAUAUUAUUUGUUUUAUUAUUUAAUUUUUAUUUUCGUCCCCCCCUCCCGGCUUGUUAGCUGGCCAGGGAGGGGGGCUCUCAUUCCCUGGUGGUCCGGUGGAUGGGCUGUGUAGGGGGGGCUGGCAGAGAGCUGUUACUUACCUUUCCUGCAGUUCCUGUCAGCUCCCUUCUCCUCUGGUCCAGUCAGCUCGGCUGUAAGUCUCGCGAGAGCCGCGGGGUCAGAGCCCGUGGCAACGCUCCGCGCGGCAGUCACACCGCGAGACUUACAGUGGAUGAGAAGGGAGCUGACAGGAGCUGCAGGAAGUUAAGUAAAAGCUAUAUGCCAGCCCCCAACAGGACCGCCGGGCUUGUAAUGAGCCCGGCAGUCCUGCUCUGUAUUAUGGCAAUGUAAGUUGCCAUAAUACAGACACUGACUCGAGUAUAAGUCGAGUGGGGUUUUUUGCUGAACUAGACUUAUACUUGAGUAUAUAUGGUAUUUUUUUUUCAUACUUUGGCUCAGUGUAUAUAUUCCCUCUAUUUCUAAAUUACUUUUUUUUUUUCAUCAUUUGGCUCAGUGUGAUUUUUUUUUUUUGCUAUAACUUGGGUGCCUAAGUUUCGGAAGGUGUGAGGUGGUGGGACAUGCUAUCUCAUAAAUUUUAGUUUUGAAGGCAAUACUAUAAAAAUGGAAUGUAUGGGAUACGGUUGUACAAAAUCUAAAACAGGGAACACAAAAAAAAACAUAUAGUGUAACAGUUAUAUGCAAAUGUUCAUGUGCAACAAUUUAGUACACUCAUGAGAUAGAGAUGUAAAGAGCACUCUAGGGUGCCGACCCCGAUUUGAAUGAGAGCAUUCUUUACAUCUCUAUCUUGUGAGUGUACUAAAUUGUUGCGCAUGAAAAUUUGCAUAUAACUGUUACACUAUAUUGUUUUGUGUUCCCUGUUUUAGAUUUUGUACAGCCGUAUCCCAUACGUUCUCUGUUUUCCUAUAUAUAUUGCACUAAGGUCGUUUUUUGGGUUACGAUCUUGGGAGGCUGUCUAUUUAAAUUUUUAAGAUAAGUAUAUUUUAUACUUAAGCUACUACACUAUUCACAUUGUGGUGUUGUAUUUGUUGUUUGUAAUACUAUAAAAGGCUGUUUUCCUGGCAAACAGCACCCUUUAGUGCCCACCCUAUGUCAAGCCCCCCUUCUGUGACUUCCCUCAGUGCAGUUCUGAUGUUCCUCGGCGCUGUUCGUGCUCCACCUCGGCGGGUGGACCUAAUCUGCAUGCAUGCCAAUGGCGGCUUUCACAUUAUUACUUUCCCCAUCAGAAAGCAAAAGUUGCCUAACGACCCUGAAGUCCCUCUAGUGGCUGUCUGGUAGAGGUGGAGUUAAUACACAAAGGUAAUUAUUGCAGUUUAUUAUAACUGCAAUAAUUACCUUUGCAGGGUUAAGGGACCUGCCAAUAUGCACCCAGAUCACUUCAAUCACUGGGUGCCUAUAGUGUUAAUUUUUAAUAGGAUGCUACCUCUCCACUAGACUUAGGAAUUAUCUCCUGUCCUGCUGCUCCUCCUGUACAGUUCUCAUUAGGCUGCAUUGGGAAAUACAAGUAGACAAAAUGAAUGAAUAGAAAUUUUGGAGGGCAUACAAAGGUUUCAUAUAAGAGAGAUACACUCAAUUAAAACAAAAAGCAUAAUUGAAUGUAUGCAUGGUUUCAUUGGAGUAUAUUUGCUAAACAGUAAUUUCUUUAUUUUUAAUGUUGGAAUUUGACUCUGACUUUCACUCCUCUUCGUCUGACUCUUAAUCUCUGGGCAGAGGUACAGUGUCAAUGCCCACAGCCAUCAACAGUGAUGGCUGCAGGGAAUUGGCUCUGUCUAUGGAGGGUCUAGCGGUAUUGUCCACGGACCACAAUUCUGUACUUUCGCUCAUGAAGUUGAAGUCUUUGUGAGUCCCCAGACAGUGACAGUGCCGCUUAAAGUAAUCAUGGAGCUCAGAAACAGGGAUGCAUAAAGAAGCAUUUAAAUUUUUUGCUAAUGUGAAAUAUUUUUUAAAAUGUUUAUCUUUUGUAAAAUUUCACUUUUUAAACAUAUAAAUUGUACAGUCACUGGGUUAGAGUCUGUCUGUCAAAUGACAUCCAAAAAUGAGUUGCAGAUACGUGCAUAAGUUGUCAGUUUGGUGAAUGCCAAGUUGACUCAUCACUGGCCAGAUGUCUGGGAGUAGACUUGCUUGAUUAGAUUUUCUCUGUAAAACAUCAGAUUUUUUUUUCCAGAGAUAUUCAGGUGGCACACCCCUGUAUAUAUAACAUGCUGUGAACUGACUGUACCUGAACUAAAUAUUCCCUUGUGCUUCCUAUAGUGAGUUGUUGGUAUUUUUUUUUUUUUUUUUUACAAAAUUAGUGUUGAUUUGGGAUUUCAACAUGCGUUUGAAAGGCAAUGCAAAUCACACAGAUAUAUCACACAGGCCAUUUCUUGGCCGUCAUCCUGUUUCACUGUCCUGUGGGGAUCACUAAUAAUCUAGCAGAACAGUUCAUAAAAAAACAUGACAUUCAACAGAGCUGAAUGAGGACAAAUCACGUGUAAUCUGAUUUUAUUCUGGCUAGUUUUAUAUUGUUUAGUUACUAAGUACAAUGACCCUACAUUUCUGUAAAAUCACACACUUCGAAAUCUCUUUAUGUCAUUUUAGGCAACUUAUCCUGUAAUGAAGCUGAAGUUCUAGAACCAGGCAGAUUAAUCUAAAUGUAGAUAUUAUUUCAGAGUUCUAUUCUGAAAGGACUUUUAUUUUGCUUAUGUUAAGUCUCAUGCUGCAAUGAAUAGAUAGAUCAUAAAUGUAUAUGAUUAACAAAUAAAACCCUGUAAAUACUCCAAUUGUAGAGAAUUUAAAGAUUGCCACAUUGUCUCCUAGUCGCCAUUCCCUUGCCUAAUGGUGUUUGCACCAAGUGUCCAUUUGCUUUGUUUGAGAUUUAUUUUCUCACAGCUAAAAGGAAAGCAACAGAAUAAUGCUAGUUGUAAUAAUGGAAAUUGAGGCCGAGGAUGGCAGCUAUGUAACAUACAAAUCAGGUAUAAUAUUUAGUUCCAUGACAAAGGCCCACUUGAAAAUUCCCAAUGGCAAAACCCCCACAGUCAUAGUUAUUGUCAGGCACAGAGAAAAAAAAACUGACUUUUUCAUUUAUAUAAAAACAUUUACUUCAUAUUUCAAACUGCUGAAUGUAUAUAGUUUAUUUCUUACAAACAAUAUAGUUUACUAGAACAUUUGUUAUUAUUUGUCUGUAUUGCCUCCAUUGUGCAGCACUGCAGAACAUGUUGGCGCUUUAUAAAUUGCAAAUAAUAAUCCUAAGUGAAAUUUAGAAAAUCCAAUAAUAGAAAAUGUGGAUGAAAAUCUCAGGGAAAUUACAUAAAAUAAAACGAUCUUGUUAUGUUACAUAGGCUGAAAAGAGACAUGUGUCCAUAAAGUUCAGCCUUCCUCACAUUUGUUUUUUGCUGUUGAUCCAAAAGAAGGCAAAAAAAACCCCCAGUUUGAAGCAUUUCCAAUUUUGCAACAAACUCAGAAAAAAAUUCCCUCUUGACCCCAGAAUGGCAGUCAGAUUUAUCCUUGGAUCAAGCAGUUUUUACCCUACAUUGAAAGAUUAUAUCCUUGAAUAUUCUGUUUUUGCAAGUAUGCAUCUAGUUGCUGUUUAAACAUAUGUACGGACUCUAAUAAAACCACUUUUUCAGGCAGAGAAUUCCACAUCCUUAUGGUUCUUACAGUAAAAAAAACCUUUGCUUUGUCUUAGAUGACAUCUCCUUUCUUCCAGUCUAAACACAUCACCUCGUGUCCUAUGUAAAGUCCUGUUUAUGAACAGAUUUUCACACAAUGGUUUGUAUUGGCCCCGGAUAUAUUUGUAUAAUGUUAUCAUAUGUCCCAUGAGUCGACAUUUUUCUAAACUAAAGAGGUUUAAAUUUGUUAACCUUUCUUAAUAGCUAAAUUGUUCCAUUCCUUUUAUUAGUUUUGUAGCCCGCCUCUGCACUCUUUCUAGUGCCAUAAUAUCCUUCUUGAGAACAGGUGCCCAAAAUUGCACAGCAUAUUCAAUAUGUGGUCUUACCAGUGAUUUAUAAAGAGGCAAAAUGAAUGCCCUUUUUCAUGCAUGACAAUACCUUACUGGCCUUAGCCAUGGCACAUUGUUGCAUAGUUUGUUGUAACAAUUACCAAGUCCUUCUCCUGUGUUGUUCUCUCUAAUUUGCUUCCAUUAAGGGUAUACGUUGCUUGUGCAUUCUUUACACUGAAGUGCAUAACUUUGCAUUUUUCAACAUUAAAUUUCAUCUGCCAUUUGAGUGCCCAGUGCCCCAGUCUAUCUAAAUCCCUCUGUAGCAAAGUAAUAUCUUGCUCACAUUGUAUUACUUUACAGAGUUGUGUGUCAUCUGCAAGCACUGAAACAUGACUUUCAAUGCUUUUUUCUAGAUCAUUUAUAACCAUGUUAAAUAGAAGAGGUCCCAGAACAGAACCAUGAGGGACACCUCAGGGUGUUUUUGCAACUAAAACCAUUUCUUUUAUUUAUGAAAACUAUUUAAUCUUUGUCCUACGACAUGAACAGUUAAGACUUAUUUUUUUUUCUCAACAAACAAUUCAGACAGAUGUCAAUGAUUUAUUUAUUUGUCAAUGAUUUUAAUAUAAUUUGCAUUAUUGUAAAUUAGACAAUCUCUGCAAGUAUUUCAGUUUCUUACGUGCUCAUAUACUUUCAUAAAUUUGGCAACCAAUUCAUGCAGCGCAUCAUAUCUUCUCUUCUUCACCUCUAGAUGCCUGUAUUAGCCCAUGUCAAUCUGUGUGAGUCCAUCAAACAGAAACCACUUGCUGGUAUGACUGCAAUGGAAUAUGGAAUUAAAUAAAUAAAUAAGUGCAAUGGGAAACAACCGUUCAAGAGCUGUAUCAUGAUGAUUCCAUAUUCUUAUUGGAAAACCCUGGUCUGAACUGCUGUACUCUUUUCCUUCUACUGCCAGAAGGUAACUGCAGCAUUUGGGGUAGGGGAAUGCUAAACAUUAGUAGAUGGAUUAUAGCAGUUGCAUGUGAAUAUAUGUGUCUAAGGAGCUGCAGUUCCUUUAUUUAAAAUCAACAAAGAAAAACAGAUACUGCGUUACUGUGUGAUAUGAGAAAAGGCACCAAGACUUACUCCUGGUGCCCAAAAAAAUAACGCACAGACUCAGAUCUUACCCAAAUAUAAUAUAUAGCUCAAAAAAUGGAUGAAUAAUGAAAAAUAAAUCAAAUAAACUUAACCUUUAUUCAAAUACAUGAUAAAAAAAUGAAAAGAAAAUCGUGCAAAGUGUAUUCCGUGGUUAAAAAGGGGGAUCUAAUGGAGAUUACUGGCACUGAUCCAAAAAAGAGCUAAUAGACAAGGAUAUCUUAUCAACAUAAAUCAAGAAAAAUACCUGUAUCUAUAUGGAUAAUACUUAAACACAUACAUUUAUGUCUUGUUCCCAAAUAAAGGUAUAUCAAGUUAUAAUAACUAGCUAAUAAGAUUGUGAUACAAAAAAACACUUCCCAGAGGGCAAGAUAUCAGUACAAUACCCUCAAAUGAGCACUAAGUUAUAUACUUGUAGAUAGAAAAAAAGCUAUCAGCUAAUAUAGAUAUGCACUCAAAGGAUAUUCUGUGUUAGUAGUGAAGCUCAAAAUGCAAUAAUAACACUAUAUUGUAACAAAUGUGUCUAGAAAGGAAAACAUUCCCAUUAAUCAAUUAAGGCACUUAGAACUAUAGAGUCUGUCAGCUAGCACACUGUCCACCCAUAAACUCCUUAAGGACACAGUUUCAGAAAUAAAAUGAAAUCAUGACGGAAUAUUUCCGUCAUGUGUCCUUAAGGGGUUAAGAAGUGUUGGUAAAGAGGAUAAAUAUAUCAAACAUGAGGAUAUUAAUAUUAGCAAAAAUACAUAUAUCAGAGACUGAGUGGUAUUGCAGUAGAUAUAUAUAUUCAUUGUAUUUAGUGUAAGUCCCUAUGUGACCUAAACAGAGAAAUCACAAAGGGACUAAUACCCUAUAUCCACAAAUAGCCAGACCCAACAGUCUCAAAGUAUCUGGAAAACAGAAAAAUCAGUGUAGUUUCCCAAUUAGACACUUCGUACUGUGCCCCUAAUAUAGCUCUAGCAAAACAGUAUAAUUAUCAUAUGGUUGUCUUCUCAGCUAUUAUAUACUGACAGCAGAUAGAGCCCCCAAGCUGAGUCAAUCCAUAAUUGUACUUAUAGUGGGUAGAAAAAACUAGUCCUUGAAGUGAAGUUAAAAUAACUUACAAAAAUAUAGCUUGUUUUAUGCUCAGUAUAAAUCCAUUAGAAUCCCUAAAAAAUAAAACGCAGCUAAAAAGCAGCAUAGCAAAGCUCAACGCGUUUCGGCGCUUUCUUGCGCCUUUUUCAAGAGCUAAACAGAGUCAGAGUCAGCAUGUGUUUAAAAAGCGUAAGACCGCACCCCUUAGGACGUCAUACAGCCAAUCACAUCGUGAUACGUCGGUCGUGGGAGGUUCUAGAUUAUGUUAUAUUCAAGAGAUAGGCUGGUCCAUCCCUGUACGUGGCAGUCGAAAGACCCGCCCCACUAUGCUGUCAGGCAACCAAUCAGGCAGAUACUCCAACAUAGUGGGCGCGGUGCAUAUAAUUGACGGUCGCGACAGCGAAUCGUAUCUUUGAAGGGACGGAACUUAGAAUAUUGAAACGCCCCCUUUAUAUGCCGUUUUCAUUACAUACCAGAAACUUAGAUAAAUAAAGUAAAAAGUUUUAUAAGUUAUUGCUUUAUAUACAAAUUAAGCAGCGAAAUAUAAAUAAGCAACAAUGAGUCUACAUGGGCUACCAUUUUAAAGGUGUUAAUGCACAGCAUAUUAUGCUUAAUUAGAGUAUACUAAAAAACAGUCACUGACUCAGGCUCAUCGUUUAAAGGUGUAUAUAUAUAUAUAUAUAAAUGUAUUUUCCUACAGAGGAUUAAAAUUCAACUUAAUUAAAUGUCCAGAUUGAGCUAUUACCUUACCUUGAAAGUGAAAAAAUGAUUGUGUAUAAACGAAUAAUGUAUAAUAUAUUGUAGAUAGUGUAUUAUAGAUAUAGGAGGGAGAAAUUAAUUUAAAAGGAUGAAUUUUAAUCCACCUCUUUAUUUAAAACCACCUAUACAGGGCCGUCUUUAAUACUGAUUGGACCCCGGGCAAAGAUUUGCUUGGGCCCCCUGGACCCUGUCGUCGUGCCCCCCUUACCCCAACGCAGAGGCGGACGUAAAGUAGAGAGGGCUCUGGUGCAUGAAUUAUUUUGGGCAACUCCAACAAUGCUUUGACAGCUGGGGAUCUACCAUUUUCCCAUGCAUGCCGGGUUGUAUUUAGCACUGAGCAGUAUUUGUGUGUUUGAGUGUAAGCAUGUUUUUGUAUGGAGUAUGAUUGUGUGAAUGUAGGGGUGUGUUUGUAUGUGGAGAUGGCAUUUGAAUGCAAGCAUGCAUUUAUGUGUAGUGUUGGUUUUUGAGGUGUGUUUAACUAUACCAGUGGUACUUGGUACCCAGCAGACUGCUUAGAAUAUUCCCUCAAACGACAGAUACAUGCUGGCGCUGCGAGGCUGACGAAGGCUCCUACAUACAUGUCUGGUGGACCUGUAAUGCCAUAUCAGGUUUGUGGAAAGAGAUCCACCGCUUUUUAUCUAAACACCUAGAACCCCCCAUCACCCUCUCACCAGCAACGUACCUCCUCCUGGACCUUUCUCCAUACCUACCAAGACAUGAAACAAAACUAAUCUCCCAUGUAGCGCUUACUGCUCAGCGCGCCAUAGCCACAAACUGGAAAUCGACCACAACCCCCUCCCUCCGAAGCAUCCUUAGGGACGUAGACAAACAAGGUGCAUACGAGAGCCACUUCACCGGCCUAUUUCCCUAUACCACACUAAUCUCAAAAACAUGGUCGACAUGGGACGCAUGGAGAUCGGGGUCUAACGGAUGAGAUGUAACAGUUACUCUAAGUAUAACUAAAACAAAACCCCUCAGAACCUUAGAAACUAUAUUGAAGCCAGAAGGGGUGACAAAAAUAAGUGAAGUAAUGUUCAGAUAACACCACACUGCUGCUUUCAAGUACCACAACCAUACACACCAAAUAAAUGGGUACAUACUGCGAAGGAGACGACGGUUCUGUCUAAUAACAUUACUGUAUAAGAAAGGACCCGCAUACACUGUUUGUACAAUAUUGUGAAUGCACUUUAAGAGUACACACCCUUCCCCUACUCCCUCUCUCCUUUCUGUACCCCAUUCCCCCCUUUUUGUUUUUACUGUUGAAUUUCAACUGAAAAUAAAUAAAAAAUUUCAACGGAAAAAAAAAGAGGUGUGUUUAUAUGGAGUGUUGAAGUCUGAAUGGAGGUGUGUAUUUGCCUGUAGUGUUGGCGUUUGAAUGCUGAGAUGUAUGCACAUAUACACAUGCACUGCCACAAAAACACACUCACUGAAACACUUGCAGAUACACAGAUAUACACAAUCAUACAGAUGCAGCUAUACAGACACAUUUACACACACUGACACACAUACAUGUACACAACCUGACAUACAGAAACACAGAUGCACACACUGACACACAUGCAGAUACACUGACAACAUACAGAUACAGACACACAGAUACAUAACCUGACAAAUGUAGAUACAAACACUGACACAUAUGCAGAUACACAGACAUUUACUGACACACAUGCAGAUACACACAUUGGCUACAUUCAGAUACAGAUAUACAAACUGACACACAAAUACAUGCACAGGUAUGCACUCACAUACUGACAACAUACAGAUACACACACACACACUGACAGAAAUACUGCUACACACAGAUAUACACACACACAGACAUACUGACACACACAAACACACAGACAUACUGACACAUACAUAGACAUACAAACUGACACACAGACAUACAAACUGUUACACAGAUAUACAGACACACACACAGACAUACAGACACACACACAGACAUACAAACUGACACACACAGACAUACAAACUGACACACACACAUAGACAGACACUCUUCAGUUUGCUACCUUUGCAAGAGGCUACCUUCCCUGGGGUCCAGUGUGCUCUCUUUACUUCCCCUCCUCACUGGAUCCUGUCUCAGCCCCCCGCGCAGCUCAUUGUCUUCGUGGUGGGAGGAAGUGAUUUGCGGUCGUCACUUCCUCCCAUGCAGCCGUUAAGCAUGGGGCCCGAUCGCGCUGUUAACCCCUUAAGGACACAUGACAUGUGUGACAUAUCAUGAUUCCCUUUUAUUCCAGAAGUUUGGUCCUUAAGGGGCUAAAGCACUGACCUGACCCCUACUGAAACAUGCUCACCGGGUGGCCCUAAGUGUGUGGGCCCCCUUAGUGUGCGGGCCCCGGUGCAGCUGCAAUACCAGCACCGCAGGCCCAUUAGGGAAUUUAUUUUUUUUUUACUUUUUUUUUUUUUAUGCGGGCAGCUGCUUUGAGCCUCCAGGAGUAACUGGGCCUGGGGCAGCUGCCCUGUUUGCCCUGUGUUAAAGACGGCCGUGCACGUUUAUUGUCUUGGUACCUGUUAUUUUAUUUAUUUAUUUAUUUUAAAUAUUCUUUAUUUGUUUUUCAUUACAAUGACAGACAAUACAUUACAUAAACAUUAUUUAAAACCAUCCAUAAUAUACACUGACUCAUUCAAUAAAACAUCCUGACAAAUACAGUACUGUGAAGUAGGGCCCAAGCAGAGAGAGAAAAAAAGAGUAUAUAAUACAAUAUAACUACUUUUACCGAAAUACACUAAUCACUUUAUUAUCCUAGCAAGGACAUAACUCUUAAAAGGCAGUUUUCUUUUGCUUUUAUUUUCUUAACCGAAGACUUAUUUCUCCAGCAUACCCCCAGUUCCAUUUUCAGUUGGACUGUUAAUUGGUUUACCCAGUGAUAAAAUUCUAUUUCUUUUGAUUGUUUCCAUUCUCUUGCUAUAAUAAUCUUCAAAGCUGGAAAACUAUGGGUAAGUAAAAAAUUUAUAGCAGUUAGAUCAGGCCAGCCCAAGUGAAGAAUUACAGUGACUGGGUUUUUAUCAAUCUUAAUCCCUUCUAGUUUAACUAAAGUAUGGUACACUUGAUCCCAAAUUUGUUUUAUUUUUGGACAGUUCCACCAGAUAUGUAAAUAACUCUCAACUGCACUUGAACAUCUCCAGCAUAUAUUUGAGAGAUUAGUAUCUAUGUUAUUUAGUCUAGUAGGUACUAAAUACCAUCUGUUAAUAACUUUAUAAAAAGUUUCAAUCAAAACUAAGUUAUGAACAUUUUUCUUUAAUUUUUGUAGAGCUUUUCCCCAAGCAUCCACUUCUAUGGACAGAUUAGAAACAUAGCAUGUGGCGGAAGAUAAGAACCAUUCGGCCCAUCUAGUCUGCCCAAUUUUCUAAAUACUUUCAUUAGUCCCUGGCCUUAUCUUAUAGUUAGGAUAGACUUAACUAUAAGUCUAGGCACCCAGACCACUUCAGCUUAAUGAAGUGGUCUGGGUGCCAGGUCCCUCUAGGAUUAACCCCUUUUUUUUAUAAACAUAGCAGUUUCAGAGAAACUGUUAUGUUUAUAAAUGGGUUAAUCCAGCCUCCAAAUCCUCUAGUGGUUGUCUCAUUGACAGCCUCUAGAGGCGCUUGUGUGCUUCUCACUGAAAAUCACAGUGAGAACACGCAAGCGUCCAUAGGAAAGCAUUAUAAAUGCUUUCCUAUGAGACCGGCUGAAUGCGCGCGCAGCUCCUGCCGCGCAUGCGCAUUCAGCCGAAGAGGAGGAGAGCUCCUGGCGCUGGAAUAAAGGUAAGUUUAACCCCUUUCCUCGCCAUCCAGCCCGGCGGGAGGGGGAUCCUGAGGGUGGGGGCACCCUCAGGGCACUAUAGUGCCAGGAAAACAAGUGUUUUCCUGGCACUAUAGUGGUCCUUUAAACUCCUUUGCUGUGUUAACCUCUACCACUUCAGCUGGAAGGCUAUUACAUGCAUCCACUACCCUCUCAGUAAAGUAAUACUUCCUGAUAUUAUUUUUAAACCUUUGUCCCUCUAAUUUAUGUCCUCUUGUUGUGGUAGUUUUUCUUCUUUUAAACAUAGUCUCCUCCUUUACUGUGUUGAUUCCCUUUAUGUAUUUAAAUGUCUCUAUCAUAUCCCCCCUGUCUCGUCUUUCCUCCAAGCUAUACAUGUUAAGAUCCUUUAACCUUUCCUGGUAAGUUUUAUCCCGCAAUCGAUGAACCAGUUCUCUGAACCCUCUCUAAGGUAUCAAUAUCCUUCUGAAGAUACGGUCUCCAGUACUGUGUACAAUACUCCAAGUGAGGUCUCACCAGUGUUCUGUACAAUGGCAUGAGCACUUCCCUCUUUCUACUGCUAAUACCUCUCCCUAUACAACCAAGCAUUCUGCUAGCAUUUCCUGCUGCUCUAUUACAUUGUCUGCCUACCUUUAAGUCAUCAGAAAUAAUCACCCCUAAAUCCCUUUCCUCAAAUGUUGAGGUUAGGACUCUCAAAUAUUCUGUACUCUGCCCUUGGGUUUUUACGUCCAAGAUGCAUUAUCUUGCACUUAUCCACAUUAAAUGUCAGUUGCCACAAUUCUGACUAUUUUUCUAGUUUACCUAAAUCAUUGCCAUUUGUUACAUAUCUUAGUAUCAUCGGCAAAAAGACAUACCUUACCAUCAAGACCUUCUGCAAUACCACUAAUAAAAAUAUUAACGAGAAUGGGUCCAAGUACAGAUCCCUGAGGUACCCCACUGGUGACAAGCCCAAGCUUCAAAUAUAUUCCAUUAACUACAAUCCUCUGUUGCCUGUCACUCAGCCAGUGCCUUACCCAUUCAACAAUAUUGGAAUACAAACUUAAAGAUUGCAGUUUAUUGAUAAGCCUUCUAUGUGCAACAAUGUCAAAAGCCUUACUGAAAUCUAGGUAAGCAAUGUCUACUGCACCACCCUGAUCUAUAAUUUUAGUUACCCAAUCAAAAAAAUCAAUAAGAUUAAUUUGGCAUGAUCUCCCUGAAGUAAACCCAUGUUGUCUCUGAUCUUGAAAUCCAUGUGUUUUUAGAUGUUCAUCAAUCCUAUCCUUUAACAUGGUUUCCAUCACUUUCCCCACUACUGAAGUAAGGCUUACUGGCCUAUAGUUGCCCGACUCCUCCCUAUUACCUUUCUUGUAAAUGGGCACAACAUUCGCUAACUUCUAAUCUUCUGGGACUACUCCUGUUAACAAUGAUUGGUUAAAUAAAUCUGUUAAUGGUUUUGCUAGUACACCACUAAGCUCUUUUAAUAGCUUUGGGUGUAUUCCAUCAGGUCCCAUUGACUUAUUUGUCUUUACUUUUGACAGUUGAAAUAGAACCUCUUCCUCUGUAAACUCACGUGUAAUAAAUGACUCAUUUAUCCUUUUUCUUAAUUGAGGUCCCUUUCCUUCAUUUUCAUCUGUAAAUACAGAACAAAAAUAUUCAUUGAGGCAGUCAGCUAGACAUUUAUCCUCUUCUACAUACCUUCCUUCUUUUGUUUUUAAUCUAACUAAUCCUUGUUUUACUUUUUUUUUCUCAUUUAUGCAUCUAAAAAAAGUUUUGUCCCCCUUAUUUACUGACUGUGCUAUUUUAACUUCUGUGUGUGAUUUGGAAGCUCUUAUAACUUGCUUAGCCUCUUUCUGCCUAAUCUUAUAGAUCAUUCUGUUUUCCCCACUCUGUUUUUUUUUUAUAAUUACUAAAUGCUAACUUUUUGUUUUUAACUAUUUUGGCCACAUCUGCGGAGUACCAGUUUUCUUGAAUUUUUAGUUUUUACUGACAAGCCUAAUGCAAUUUUCUGUUGCCUUCAGUAGGGCAACUUUUAAAUAAUCCCAUUUCUCUUGGACUCCAUUUAAAUUGCUCCAGUCUGAUAAUGACUCCUCUUCACAUAUUCUAAUUUUAGAAAAGUCUGUUUUUCUAAAGUCUAAAACUUUUGUUUUUGUGUGGUGUGACUCAGUCACUGUUCUUAUGUUAAACCACACUGACUGAUGAUCACUGGAUCCUAAACUUUCACCUACAGUAAUAUCUGAUACCAAAUCUCCAUUUGUUAACACUAAAUCUAGUAUGGCCUCUUUACGAGUUGGCUCCUCAACAACUUGUUUUAGAGACAAUCCCAGUAGGGAGUUUAGAAUAUGUGUGCUCCUGGCACAAGUAGCUAUUUUGUUUUCCAAUUUACAUCAGGAAGAUUAAAGUCACCCAUGAUGAUAACUUCCCCUUCAUUGUCAUUUUAGCUAUUUCCUCAACUAGUAGAUUAUCUAACUCUUCAAUUUGUCCUGGGGGCCUAUAAAUCACACCUACACGAGUUACUGUGUGAUUACCAAAUUCUAACGUAACCCAAACGGACUCUAUAAUAUAAAGAGUACCCUGGUAUUGCUAUGUCCCAGUCAUUUUUCUCAUUAUACCAUGUCUCAGUAACAGCGACUAAAUCUACACUAUCAGUUGCCAUUAUUGCCACAAGUUCAUGGAUCUUAUUCCCUAAACUGCGAUUACACUCAGUUUCCCACUUGUUCAAAGCAUUUAUAUUAAUAUUGUAUGUAAUUAAUCGAGACAUACAUUUUGAUAAUAAUUUUCUAGAAUUUGCAUGAGCAAAUAUUUAUUACAAAAAGACCCUCUAUUCUUCCCCUCCACAUAAUUCUUAGAAAGAAAAAAUGUAACCUUUAUAUAAUUGAAUGUUUCUGAAAUAGGUAGCUCAUAUUCUAGCCUUAAAGUGGCGAAUGAUUUAACUAAAUUUCCUGUCAUAUUGCUUCCGAUCUCUCCAAUAUUCUCCAAUAUCUAGAUUUAUAUCUUCUAUAAGGGAUUCUAAAAUCUCUAUCUCCAUGAAGUCAUAUAUCUUGCCCCUGUGGUUCAUUUGCUUCCUCAGUUUAAACCAUAUCGGAAGAGUUUGACAGAUUAUUUUAUUUUGGAUUUCUUUGAAAAUUAAAUUUCCUUUUUCAUGCCAUAAAAGUUUAUUUAAUUGCUGCUUAGUCAAUGAUAAGUUUGUGCCAUCCUGUAUUUAUUGCUUAUUUUUUCAUUAAAAUUUGUAAAUGAUGGAUCAUGCCAGCUUCAUAGUGCUUUCUAAUAUUGGGAAAAUUCAUACCACCUUGCCUAGAGGCCCUCAUCAACUGGGAUAGAUUAAUGCGAGGUGUUUUUCCUUUCCAUACAAAGUUCCUAAACGUUCUCUGAAUUAAUUCUAACCAGCUAUCUGGUACCUUUAAAGGGACCAUUUUAAAAAAAUACUUCCACUUUCUUCCAGCCCAACUCAAAAAUGUACUGUUCCAUUUUUUCAAUGCCAGAUUUGUUACUUUAAUCAGUUUUAAAACAUUCUUUUCAACAAUGAUGUUUGUUGUCUGACAGUAUAACUCCUAAAUACUCAAAGCUCCCCCUGGCCUCCUUAAAGCUGUACUUUUCUACUAUUUGUCUCUUAACUUCAGAAUCGCAUUUUGAGAACAUUGCUGUUGAUUUGUCUAUGUUCGUCUUAUAAUUCAACACUUCACUAUAAUGAUUUAUCUCCUCCAUAAGAUUGCGAAUAGAGGUAGAGGGAUCCGUCAACGUAAUUAUUGUGUCAUCAGCGUACAAACACACCUUUUAGAUCUCCUAAUGCUACAGGAAACCCUUUGAUGUUCCGAUUAGAUCUAAUUCUGGCUGCAAAGGGUUCCAUGGAGAUAAUAUACAAUAUUGGUGAGAGCGGGCAUCACUGGCGGGUGCCAUUAUUUAGCUCAAACCAAUCGGAACAUAAAUCUGCGCCUACUACCCUGGCCAUGGGGUCUUGAUAUAUAGAUUUAAUUGCGGCCUUCAUCCAUCCACAAAAGCCCAUGGCUUCCAUGACCUUAAACAUAUAUCUCCAUCCGACCCUGUCAAAGGCCUUCUCUACGUCCAAUGACAGGGUCAGGAGAGGUGUAUUCGUUCUAUCCCCCCAAUCCAAUAUGUCUAUCAGUCUCCUGGAAUUAGCAUUUACCUGUCUGAAGGGAACAAAACCGAUUUGAUAUUCACGUAUAAGGAUAGGCAAAACAGAUUUGAUUCUUUCAGCCAAAAUGGCCGAAAACAGUUUAGAAUCUACAUUAAUUAAAGAUAUUGGGCGAUAAUUUUUCAGUUCAUUAGGGUCCUUAUCCUUUUUUUAAUGAUAGGGAUUACAUUUGUAUAAAGCAUUUCUUUGGGUCCAGAUCCUUUAACUAUCUCAUUAUAGACAUUAACUAGAUGUUCACAUAUUAAAUUACUGUAUGUUUUAUAAAAAUGGUUUGUCAACCCAUCUGGGCCUGGGGUUUUAUUUUUUUCUAAUCUUUCAAUAGCUGUGUAGAAUUCUUUUCUCAUAAGAGGGAUAUUUAAUUUAUCAUUAAGCUGUUUGGGAAUAUCUGGUAAAUUAAUAUCUUCCAAAUAAUUAUUUUAUUUGUUUUUCCCCUAAUGAUUUAGGAAUGUUGUAUAACUCCUCAAAAAAAAUUGCUAUGUCUUCAGGGUUCUUAUACUCAGUCUGAUCUAUUUUAAUGCUUGUUAUGCUAUUUAACCCCUUUUUUUCUUCAACUUAUUAGUCAACCACUUUGUAGUUUUAUUGUUAUGAUAAUUUACUUUCAUUUUUUCUAGAUUUCUAUUGAUUCUUUCUAUUUCUAUUUUAUUUAUUUUUUCUUUGAUAUCUUUUAAUUGUAUUAUUGUUUCAUUGGUGAGGAUAUUUUUCAUAUUUUUAGAGAUUCUAUAAUAUUGGAUAUAAAGUUCUUCUCUAGUUGCACCCCUCUCCCUAUUUAGUCUGUUUUUGAGUUUUAUCAAAUAGCCUCUUACAACAGCUUUGAAGGCACACCAGAUCACGGAAUAUGACAUACCUUCCGUUUUGUUUUCCUUGAAAUAUAACUCAAUGAGUUUUCUUAUUUGAUUUUGAUGUUCACUCUUUAAGAUAUUACCAUCCGAUCGUAAGGUAUUAAAGGGUUUAUUUAUUAUUUUUAUCCUUUAUGCUAAAUAUGUUAUAACUAUGAUCCGCCCAUGGGUUUUCAACUAUUUCUAUUUUUUUAAUCUGUUCCACCAAAGAGUUCUCUCCCAAGACCAAGUCUAUUCUGGAAAGAGACUGAUGAACUCUAGAAAAAUUAGUAUAUUCUCUUUCCAUGGGAUAGAAAACACGCCAGGUAUCCAUAAGACCACUCUUUCUCAACUGAAAUUCCUAUAAUAAUAGGGAUAUUUCCAUCCAUUCUUAUCCACACCUACAAGAGAAAACAUUCAUCUGUUGAUGUGACUCUUAACAUUAUUUCUCAUAAUGUUACUAGAUGAGAUCUCAUUAAGGAUCUCCAAGCGGGACUUAAAGGGUAAGAUCAAGACUGACAGAAAUAUUAAUAUAUCAAAAAUUAAACAUGGCUCUUUCCUCUUUUCAUAUGAGAGAUAUGAGUAAAGAAUAUAAAUAUACCAAAAAAUAUAAUAUACCACAACCAUAAUACAAAUUUCAAGGGGCCAAAGGCCCAAUUUAUCUUUCCUCACGUUAUUUCCUAUCUAUUCCCAAUUCUAUAAAUCGUUAUUAUCAGUGAAUAUACCAUUAUUAUUCAAAUAGUGAUACUUUUUCCUUUUUUUAUCCUAAGCUCAAUCUUAUCUAUAGUAAAAUAUUGUGCACCUGUGUUCUUAUAAUCCUAUAAUCGUGAUGAUUGUGUAUUUCCUUUCUAACUUUAUAUAAUAAUUACCAAAACUUCUAUAUAUUUUAUCAAAGUUAAUCUUUGGUGUUAGUUGUUUAAGUGAAAGAGAAAAAUAAAAGGCCUCAUAAUCUUCCAUUUUCUUCUUCAUACUCUCGCUGCUCUUCUUCUAUGUUUAAAUAUAAAUUAGCUCAUAGUUCUACUUCUCAAUAACAUUAAAUAAGUUGCUCUUUAGUCCAUUUUUCAAGAUCUUUUGGCUCAGGAAAUACUACUUUUUUGUCUUUCCAGAAUAAUAUGACUGUUCCAUUAGGGCCCCACCUGUAUCUUAUAUUUUGUUGUUUGAGUGGAGCCAAAGCAGAAACAAAUAAUCUUCUCCUUGAUCUUGUAUAUGAAGAAAUAUCUUGAUAGACUAUCAGAUCUUUGAAUCUUCCAUCUUCAAUUCUCUUUGUUUUGUAGCUUGCGUUACUUGUUGUUUCACAAACAAGGAGUAAAAUAUCACAACCAAGUCCCUUGGACUAGAUUCUGGAAUAUUGGGAGGUUUUCUUACCUGAUAUAUAUUUUCUAUAGCGUAUUCCUUAUUCAAUAUUUUAACGUCCAGAGCUGUCAAAAAUUCAAGUACAUACUCAGUUGUGUUCUCCUGUGUGAUGCUUUCUGGAAUAUUUUUGACUCUGAUGUUUUUAAUUCUUUGUUUAUCCUCCAGUCCAUUUAUUCUCUGUUCAAGAAUUUUUUCUUCAUUACUGAUUUUUUUUUUUUCUCGUGCUUCUAUAAGUGUUUUAUGUUGGAAUUCCAUUAAUUCCUUUUUUCUUCCAUUUUAGAUAGUUUUUCGCUUAUUUCUUAAAUAUCCAUUUUCAGUUGGUUGUUAAUUUCCUUUUAAAACUCUGCUGUUUGAUUUUCCAGACUAUUUUUUUUAUAAAUUCUUCCAAAUAAUUUGAUGACAUUCUCCUGUCUUCCACUAUAGAUUCUUCAACGAGUGAAUUAUGUUCACCCAAUUUUUUUGAAUUAGGAGAAAAAAAAUCUGCUGCUCCUUUACGUUGAUCGACAUUUUUUUUUAACUCUUUAGUUUUUUUUUUUUUUUUUGCCAACUUGGCUGCAGCCAUGUUGUUCCACUAUUUGAAUCAGCUUCCCCCUUUUUUUUUUUUUUUUUUUUUUUUUUUUUUUUUUUUUUUUUUUUGCUUGGAUUAAUAGCACCUGUUGGUUAUGUGCUUUUGUUCAGUUUAUCCAACUUUGCUAAUUUAUGUAGUGGUUUUGGAGAUAGCUUUUUUUGGUUUUACCGUUUUAAUAUAAUUCUUGUAUGACACUAUUUCUCUGAUUAUUGCAAUCUGAUUAUUGCAAAAUUUAAUUUGCAAUUUUAUCAUAUAUAUCAAUAUAUCUUUGUUCUGACUUCAGAGUACAGAUUACUCCACUUUACCCUUUUUCUUAAAUAGGUUCUAGAUAUAGUCUUUCUUCUUUAGCAGCUUUAGCACUUUAUAAAAAAUAGUUUUCUAUACCAAUGGUAUCUGGAAUUCAACAUAUAUAUAUAUAUCUAUAUAUAUAUAUAUAUGUAUAUGUAUAUGUAUAUAUGUAUAUGUAUAUGUAUAUAUAUAUAUAUAUAUAUAUAUAUAUGUAUAUAUAUAUAUACAUUUCCUCCAAUCACCCACUUAGUAUGUACUUGCUUUUGAAUAGAUUGUCUCGAGGGAGAACUCAGGAGUGUUCUCUAACAACUUCUGCUUCUUUGUUUUGAAUGCAGUGAAGCAUAUUUAUGAGGCUUGUAAGCGUGUUCUAUCCGAUUUUGUACUUAAGCUCCCUCUUCCUUAGAACGCCAUCUCCUCGUGGCAGUAUAUUCAUCAGAGCGCAGUCAGCCGUCAAUCCUUUUCGUCCCAUUUAGCCCCGCCUCCCGAUGCGUGCGCUCGUUGCAUUCACGUCAUCGCGUUGAAACCUGCUGCCCUCAGAGCCUGGUACCUGUUAUUUUGAUGUCGACUCUGUCAUUUUUCAGCACCAGCUUGUGCCUUGGCAUCUUCACCACAUCAUUUUUCGCCUGCCUGCGCCGAUAUUGGUGUGGAACUCUGCACUCCCGUAGCGUAUUAAUGCUGCUGACACAAGCGUGUCUGCAUCAUUUCUGCAAUGAAGAUUUCAGUUUUGGCAUUGCAGAAGGGACGCUGACAAAUAGGAGUGUGUCCUGACCUAUAUAAACCCCUCUUGACCUGACCUUUGCUCUCUUGUGGUUUCCGUUUGGUUCUCAAUUAGUGUGUUACUACUGUUCUGUAAUCCUCUGCCGUUUUACCAUGGAUUGUUUUUCGACUCUUUGUACUUAUGUAAUCCUGACCUUGGCUAGUUUAUUUGUUUCCAUGUACUUUUAUCCUGACUGUGGAUUUUUCUUCCACUUACGAUUUAUAUCUCUAUUGGCCGGUAAUACUCUGUUCUGCCUUUCUGUAUUCUGACCUAUGUUCUGCAUGGUAGGGUAUAUUACUCCUGAUAUAUCACAUCAUAAUAGUAUUGCAGGUUCCACAAUAUCGCAGUGGUUUUUAAAAUAUUCACUGCUGUCAGAUGGUGUUUUGGCACAAUGCUCUAACCACUCCCUCCUAGCAAAUAGUGAUGUUUAUGUUGUCUUCUCCGAUUAGCUAAGUGCUCAGAUGAAGUGCAAAACACAUAAAAACAUGUAAGACAGCGGCCCUGUUUUCCCAGUGUGGUUGUCACAUUUGAAUACUUUGACAGUAUUACAAGCUGCUGAUUAUGGCAGAGGUGGUUGAACUAUUCAGUGAUCUCGGAUUGUCUUUUAGGCUUUCCUAUAAAAUUCAGCACAGCAACUAGUGAACUUUGGACCUUGCCAAGCCACUCCAAUCCUCAUUUUUAGUGCGCUAGGGCAAUUGUGGUGUUAUGGUUAACGCUGGUAUUGUACCAGUAUGGAGCCCCCUUCAGUCUUUGCCACAGCUGCUGCAUGUUCCUCCUAUCCCUAAAUGGAACACACACCUAUUGUAUCCCCUAUCCCUAAGAGGGACCAACUUAUUGGAUCACCCAGUGGUACUGGGAUGAAUUCUGGAUCAUAUUUUUUGCAUAAGGGACCCCUGGCUUGUAUGGGGAUUCAGGAUUCUGACUCUGCUGGAAGUGGAAACCCUGGGUUGUAUAUCCGUGAUGGGACUGGGAGCCCCAGAUUUAUAUUUUUCUGUCACGUUUAUCCAUGUAAGCAUUUAUCCAUGUGGAUCAUUUUUCUGUGUGAAUAUUUUUCCAUGUGGGUAAUUUUUUAUGUGAGCAUUUACAAUAGUGGUAUUUUUGCUGUGUGGAAUUUUCAUGUAGUCUUUUCUCAUGUGCACUCUUGUCUGGUCUCCAGAAUAUUUAUUUGGAUAUUGCAGUGCGCACUUUCUUUUUGAGAUAUUCUAUUAUUUUUUUAUUUUUUAUGUGCGCUUGUUCAUUUUUUAUUUUUUUUUCUCAGCAUUGUUUGUAAGAAGAAUCGAUGGAGGAAGAAAUGAAAAGUUUGCCACUCGAGAAUGCAUCAAUUUUAUCAGAGGGUUCCUUGCAAGAUGGUCAUAGACUAUGGAUUGGCAACCUUGAUCCGAAAAUAACAGAGUAAAUAUGCACUUCAAUAUGGUAGAAUUACAUAUAGCACAAAUUAUAGUUGAAACUUAAAGUGAACCGGUCAUGAUAGCUGUAGAUUUGCAGCCUAGCUUGACUCCUAUUCUACAAUUAAGUUCCCCUAAUACCAUUAACAACUCAUAUCUUAAUUCAUUUCUGUGACCUUGUCUUGUGCUGAGCGCAUAAAUCAUGUUCUCAGUGGUUUAUGCACAUGCUUUAACACACAUCUUUCCUGCAUAUCCCUGUUUAGGAAGCACAGACUAGCUUCCUAUGUUAAAAGUACCCUACACUACAUGUUGGCAUCAAUGGUGUGUAAAUAAAACGUAUCUAUUCACUCUUUGUUUUAGGAUUUCUAGUUUACAUGUGCAAAUCACAUUUUUGCUUGCAAUUGCUUGUACACUCAGUUUCUAUUGCUUCUAAUAUUGGUACAGCUAUAAACUAUUUUUUUCUUAUUCUUUAGCACGUUAACUAGUUUAACAUGAAUUAUAGUUUAAGAUAUAAAUAUUUCAAACCCGUGCUGGGAUUCUUGCUGUAUGUUUAAUGUGCCUUUCUUUAUUGGAAUCAUUACAAGCAUGUUAUUUUCCAAUGCUUUUUAUUGCCCAGUUUAGUCUUAAUGUAAUUUCCUGGUAUUCUGAGACCACUAAGUCCAAAGCAAACUGAAAGGAAAUAACACACACUUCAUUGCAACUGCAUAUUUCAACAAGGUUACUGGUAAAAGUAUGAAACAUUUAAUAAACUGAAUUAUACAACACUUAUAUUUGGAUAUAAUUUCAUUUACCAAGGUCAAAAAACUUCUAAAACAAAGUCAAGUUUUCUGAACCUCUUUUUUUUUAUUUUUAUUGAUUCACCUCAUCUCAGCUGUAUUGAAGAAUCCCCACAGACUGUUAAACACAAACAUAUAUCUUACAAAUCUUAUAAACAUACACCUCUAGCACUCACUAAAAAGCACUAUACAUAUUUAGGGACGUAGCUUAAAAAGCAUCAAAUCAUUGACAUCAGAAUACAUUUCACGCUCCUCUCUCACACAGAAUAUGUUGUAGAAGAAUAUACAUGGACCUUCCUUUCUUAGUGCCUAACACAUGCAUGCCUCUUCACCUUUAGGGUUUUGUAGUUGUUAAGGUCCUAGUACCCCUCACCUUGUAUGAAGAAAACAGUUUCUUCUUAUCUGGGGUCCACUAGGUAAACUCUCACCUCCAUCAUAGCCAACAGAGAACCAAAAGCUCCUGCUCAGGAGCUUCUGUUAUGUAGGGCUCGUUUGCAGAGAGCAUCAGCCAAACACUUUCAGCAGACGAACUUAGCCCUGCACAGCUGUGCUUCUCUGUCUCUGUAGGCUGUUGUGGAGGUGUGGAGCGGUAUUAGACGGACCCUCGGUUAAGAAUUUAAACCGUUAUAACUCCAUGAGCCAGUGCAGCCUGCAUAUCUUGUAGAUUUAAAAAAAAAAACAAACACAAUUUAAACAGAUAUUUGUUUAUAUAGUUGACUGAUUCAUGCUUGAAUAUUAUUGAAUAUGCGUUGAUUUUAUUUUCUAGGUUCCAUCUUUUAAAGCUACUUCAGAAAUUUGGAAAAGUGAAACAGUUUGAUUUCUUGUUUCACAAGUCUGGGCCUCUGGAAGGACAGCCACGGGGAUACUGUUUUGUGAAUUUUGAGACAAAGGUGGUGAGUAUGCAUCUAAAAUAGCCUCACCACUACUACUCUAUUCAAGCAGAUAUGCUUAAAACAUGAAUCACAUAAUGUGUACAGUGAUAUAGGGUUUAAAUGUUUUGCACACUUUACCAAGAAGUAACUUUCUGACCUCAGUGACUCUACAUAUUCAGUUAUGAGAUGCAGAAAUAGAUUUUUAGUCCUGCUUUUUAGCUGUUUGCAAAAGUCUUUUAAGAGCCAAACGUGAUUAUUUUGUGAAAGAUUUGAUGUUUGUUUUAUACAGGAAGCAGAGAGAGCAAUUCAAUGUCUCAAUGGCAAGAUGGCGCUAUCCAAGAAACUUGUGGUCAGAUGGGCACAUGCGCAAAUUAAGGUAAAUUACCUAAAGUUUCAGAAUGCACUGCAUUUGAUUGGCUUUCAAAAAGAUAGGCAUCUUACCACAUCCAGUGCUUGCAGCUUUUCCUUCUCUUCAGAACUUCUGAGUAGAAUGAGAGCAGCACUAUAUCAUGAUAUAUCCGUUUAGAAUGUUUGAUCUGGAAGGUUGAAGAAACAUAGCUCAUGGGAAUGAACACCAAUCCUCGAAAACAGACCAGAUUUUGUGGUGCCUCAAAUAUAAAACUAUUUCUCUUGCUUUCAUGGUUUUCAUAACGGUUUUUAAAAUAAACCUCGUUCCUUUGCCUUUUGGUCUCUAGUAGACCAUUAGUCUCUUUGAUGGAGGUUAAACAUGUCUUACUGUAACUUAGAAUCUAAUCUGUUUUAUUAACAGAAGUUUUUUACUCUGUUAAAGAAGAAACUUUCUUGGCCAAAAUGGAAUGAUUGCAGUUACCAAAAUGCCUUCGAUCUUUAAAGCAGCACUGUCAUGCCGAACUUACCUUUCCUCAAUCUCUUCCUCUUCUCCCCCUCUCUCAGGAUCUGUUCUUCUUUUCUUCCUGUCUUCUUUAGUUUUCUUUAAAAUCAUAAGACAAAGUAGGGAAUCUUUGCCUUAUGGAGGUUUCCUCCGCUUGACCAGCUCUGACCAGCGGAGGAGCAAAGUGUGCUUCAUUUCCGCUGGUCAGAGCAAUUUUCCCACAAUUCUCACUUUUCCUCUGUGUUCCCACGAUGCUUCCUGUCAUUUUUGACGAAACUGCCGAAUUGCGUUCCAACUGAUUUAGAACAGUAUGUUCGUUUCUUUUAGAACUCAAUUCGUCUCUUUGUUCGUAUCGGAAUUUCAUUUGAAUGAAUGAAACUCCGAUCCUAUUCGUGCUGUGGCUGCAUCUUGCAGCCGCUUAGUAGAUAACUCCCUAAUUCCCAGGGUAUCAGGGAGUUAUCUACUAAAAGGCUGAAAGACCUAAAUUGGUCUUUCAGCCACACUUAUUAAUACUAAGUAAAAAUUACUUAGUAUUACUAAAUGCUGCCCCUGCUUGCUAUACCACGAGUAGGGGCAUGUCUAGUAAACAGUGAGCAGCCUGUGGGCAAAUAGUAAACUAUUUGCCCCCACCCCUAAACGACGGAUGGGUCCCUAAAGUAAAAUAAGGGGGGAGACCUAUUGUGUGUCCCCCCCGGCCCCCAACCCUGCGUGGUGGGUGGGGGCCAUAAAUUACAAUGAGGAGGGGGAACCUACUGUCCUCCCCCUCUCCGGCCCCCACCCCUGGGCGGCGGGUGGGGGCCAUAAAGAUAAUGAGGGUGGGGGACCUACUGUCCUCCCCCCCCCCCCGGCCCCCCACCCCUGGGCGGCGGGUGGGGGCCUAAGUCAAAUUCCCCCAAUUACUAACCUGUAAAGUAAAAUUAAACUUACCACUCAACGUCUUCUUUAUUCUAAAAUCUUCAUUUUUCAGCCCCAAAAAAGCCCUCCUCCCCCCAAUUAUCAUGGCCCCCACCCGCCACCCAGGGGUAGGGAGGACAGUAGGUCCCCCCCUCUCAUUAUCAUUAUGGCCCCCACCCGUCGCUCAAGAGUGGGAGCCGGAGGGGGGGGAGGACAGUAGGUCCCCGUCCCCCCAUUGUAAUUUAUGGCCCCCACCCGCCGCUCAGGGGUGGGGGCUGGAUAGUAGGGUUUUUGGGGUUUUUUUUUUUUUACAGGCUGCUCACUGUUUAGUAGGAAUGCCCCUACUCGAAGUAUAGCGAGUAGGGGCAUUGGGGAGAUUUUAAUCUCCCUUAUGCUAUUAUGGGGGUCAUAAUAUACCAUAGAGUGAGGGGGGAUCUGGGGGGCUUAUGAAGUAGCGGGGAGCAAUGCUCCCUGCCGCUUCUAUCUUUACAUAUUAGAAGGAGGGAGCUGCGUGCCGGUAGCUCCCUCCUUGUAAUAAACUAAACGAACACUGAUACACAGUGUUAGUUUGUUCGUCUGAUUUUUCUAUUCAUUCGUCUUUCUGAUGAAUGAAUGAAUAGAUGAAAUUCCCGUUCGCAUGUCCAGGUGUUUCACUGGGCACGUGCGGGAAUUUCACAGUCUAUCUUGUGUGGGCAGAUGAUGUGUCUCACAGGGACUUCAUCUACCCACACAAAGAUGACGGCGCCCUGAAUAAAGUUUGGGGCGGAAAAUAAAGAAUACGAAAUGGGUAAUAUGGGGGGCUUAGAGGCAUUUGGGGGUAUCUAGGGGGUCAAUUUGAUGUAGUGGAGGCGGGAGGGGGGGGUUUAAAAAAAAAUAAAAAAUAAAAAAAUGGAUUUGGCAUGACAGUGCUGCUUUAACUACAAAAGAAGGAAGUCUGCUACUAGAUCUUAUUUCCAUGGGAUAUGCACUGUUUUCAGCUUGAGUCCAACACAUAAUUUUUUUAAAUUUUCUGAUCUUGGUUUCUUCCUGGUGUUUGAUAUGACGUUACUGGCCACAUGUCUGUCUGAAUUACUACAACUAUCCAUAACUCCAAAAUGUUCAAAGGAAAAGUUAUGCUCAUGCUGUAACAAGAGCUAUGAGCUAUUCUUCCUCUCUAAUAAACACUACAACCUAUUGAGUUCAAAUCUGUGAUAAUUUUAACCCAAGAUCAUUACUCUAAAAGGAACAAUUUUGAGUAAGAGCCUUCACAGGAACAACAUACUUUUAGUUUGCUGUAUUCAUUGCUUGCCCCCUGUCAUUAUGUUAUAUUUUUUGCCUUGCUGCAUUGUGCACAAUAAACACUAGACUCACCAUAACCAUUACAGCCUACAAGUGUAAUUUGUCAAGCCAUUUUAGAGUGAUUUGACAGCUCACUUGAGUCCUGCCCACCCUGGGUCACAUACGCUGCUUCCAAGAUUCUACUCCAGGAGUAACCGGUUUGCUCUAUUGAGCUAAGCAGGCCUGCACUUUUUAAAUGAAAGCAUCAGCUGAGUGCUUUCAGCCAAUGAGUGUGGUCUUGGACCGGCCAGGAACACAAAAGUGUAUUCCUGACCCUUUAGUGUUAAAAUCACAAUUUAGGUCACUAGCCCCCCCCAUCUCCCCCAUCUGAGUGACUGCCACUGGAGGUGUCCCUAGGCACCAAUGUAAACACUGCCUUUUCUCUGAAAAGACAGUGUUUACAUGAAAAUGCCUGCAUGGGACAUACUUUACUCACCAGAACUACAUUAAGCAGCAAUUGUUUUGGUGACUGUAGUGUCCCUUUUUAUUGAAUAUAGACCCCUGCAUUCUCCUGCAGAAGACCGAAUGCAACAUAUAUAGAGCUUAGAGUGUUUAAUUAGCAAGAGUAUUUUUUUUUUUUUAAUCUUCAAAUUUAUUUUUAUUUAUUUAAGACAAGUAAAUACAAUUUGCUGCUUAAAAAGUUUGUUAUACAAGAGAACUUUAGUUGCUUAUGCACAAGUAUGAUUAACAUUACAGUGACCAUUUUCUUGGAAUAAAGCUGACAAAACCCUAAAUACCUGUGUGGCUUCAUUAUUUAAACAUUUUACAAAACAUUUUACACUAACUGCUAAUCAAAAAUAAUAUUCUUUUAUUUUUAUUUAUUUUUUCCAGAGGUUUGAUAAUUACAAAAAUGAAAAGGUUUUACCUAUCAGUCUUGAACCAUCUUCAAGCACUGAACCAACUCAGUCAAACUUGAGGUGAGUUAAAGCUUCUGCAUGCACCCAUGUGAGUUCUAAUGUGACUUCCUUUAGUUGCCGAUAAAAAUAAGUAUAUGAUUUUGUAAUACUUGUGUACACAAGCAUUGGAUUAUGUUAUGGUUAUUAAUAAAUUCUAAUUUAGGAAAUUAUAUUGUUUAUGAUUAAAUAAGCACAAAUACAAUAUAAACCAUGUGAUAUUGUUUCAAAACACAAGGCAGUGUGCACCCUCAAUAAACUUUCAUAACAAGGCUUUUUAUCCAGAGCUAGUGUUUAUUUACUUUGCAAAAAUAUUCAACAUAUACUUACAUUCCAAACUAGAUAAUUAACAGGAUAUAUUUAAUCUGCAUGAAAAGCUCUUAUUUGAUCUGUCUUAUUUAGCCUGUAAUAUUUUUAAUACAUUUUGGUAGUCAAUAUCUUCAGUCCUAAUGUUUCUCUAUGGAUACGAAAGAGUCCAUUGAGCUCAAUCUUUGAUUGACAGUUAGUGUAUUGAUAAAAGAUAACUGCUGACUAGCUAAAUGUAGACUUCUUACACACAAAGCAUGAUGGCCAUGUAUAGAACUGCCCAACCUUUAAAUGACGCUAACACCAUCCCACAAUUGGUAGCUUGCAGACUGUAUUAAGUCUCGUUUGGCAUUAGUAGUGAACUUUAAGGGAAACUUGUUUUACCUUUCUCACCAUAUAGUCUAAUGGCUCCUAAGGCAGUAAAUAUUUAAUUUACUAUAGUAAUGUAUUAAUGGUGAAUUUAUUUGCUGUAUUGGCUGUUAUAUUUGCACGUAGUAUUUUCCCCUCGCUCUAGGACUGCCAUCACUAGGCUUUUAUAGUAACACUUACCCUCUACCUCUUGCAACAGCACUGUCAUUCUUGGAGAUCUGUUAAUAUUGCACCACUGUAACACCCGCCUUCUGGUCCCUCCACACCCUUUCUGUCCAGAUUUGUACAAUAUUGAUAUCGCCAAUGGGAUGGGACUUGGGCACCUGGGAAUAAUCAGUUUGUGACAUACCACUUUAAAUGGAUGCAUGCGUCUUGCUUUAAAAAAAAAAAAAUUGUUUAAAUAAUGGGGGAAAGGAAAAAAAUUUCUAAAAGUCCAAGAGCCAAGCACACUGGUACCAUAUCCAGUCUCAGGGCUUCAAUAUACAAUGCAAAAAGCGAUGCACACAAGGAAUUUGUCAAAUGUUUCUUCUUUUAUUGAUCCAAAGGUGACAUAACAAUCAAUGUUCCAGUCUCUAGCUAAGACCUUUAGAAAUGUAGGUUUAUUUUUUUACAAUUGUUGGCGUUCCUUAACAAAAAUCUAUGCAAACAUGUUGUAUUUCUCGGCAGUCAGAAAAUGUAUACUUGCAAAUACCUUUUUUAUUUCAAAAGCUUGAGUACCUGAAAAGCAUAGUGUGUAACCUGGCAAAAGCAAAAGUAAGAAUUAUUAAUCCUCUUCUGUUAUGCAUGGGUGUUCAUUUAUUUGAGCAUGCAACAAUGUUAAUAGCAAGGUUCAUUUAUUUGAGCAUGCAACAAUGUUAAUACUCUCAAAGAUCAAAUUAUAUGCAUCAAAUCUAAAAAGAAUAGUGGGGUUAAUUGGUUUUACCACUAGAGGGGGAUGUAUCACUUUACUUCAACUGUUUACCUUUAUUUCAGCUGUUUUGCAACAGUUUGAAGUCUUCAUUCCUUCUAAAUUAUUAAUUUUGAGGUAUAACCGUUGUUUAAUUGGAUAGUAGCUUUAAAACCACCCUUACCACAACCUACUCACUGUUUAAACUUACCGUCUUUAUAUCUCUUUUACAUUUUGUGGAGAACAGUUCUGAAUCAAUUAUUUUAGGAAUCCACACUUCUUUUAAAUGCCCCAGGUGAUGUCCAGACCCCCGGAAUUACAACUGUUUCAAUAGCUUUAUCAGUGCUCUCUCGUUACAGUGUUCAUUAUCAUUGCAAAGCUAGCAUUGAACAUGGGGUUAUAUUAUCACACUUCAUGUUCAGAAUUAAACACUUUGUAAUAACAGGUCUCUGGGGGAAAAAAAGUUGCUUUUCUGUUGUGCUGACUUUGCACAUGCACAUGUUCUCUCUUGUCAUAUAUGCACAUCCAUUUGGGAGAAGGUUGCUUGUUUCUUGGCAACAGGCAUUCGGUUGCUUAACACUUUUUUCAACAAUAUUCUAAACCCUUUUGACACCAAAGUUGGAAUCGAACAAAAAAAAACAAUGCUUGAUUGUCCCACCAUCUGCAACAUUUAACUUUUUUUUAUUUUUAUUUUUUUUAUUAAUUGGAGCAUAAUAUUGUAAUUAUACAAAUUAGGGUUAUUUUCUAAAGUGAGGACUCAAAACCUUAUUUAUUUAUUUAUAUAUUAAAUAAUAAUAUAAGUCCAGUCCAGCUAUAUGACCUUAAAUUUAAAUGUCACCCCAAAGUCUCACUUUUGUAAAUAAUCCUGUACUGUCUUUUGGGCCUCCUCUAAUGUUGCAAAACCAUUAAAAUGUAAGCAUAUUUUCUGUCUGAGCAGAGAAUGCUCUGUAUUUUCAGCUACUUAGUGCUAUUCCCAAAGAACUUUAAAAAAAAAAGUGCAAGUUCACUGGAACUUGCAACCAGAAAAUGUGCAUGACUCUAUAUAUGUAGGGGGGAUAAGAGAAAUAAUUUCAAACACAUACCACAGAUAUAGUUUCUUCAUAGAGUGUUUAACCCUUCAAGCAUGCAACCAUAACACCGAUUCUUAAAAAAAGCCCAACCUUGACCCAAACUCCCCAUCCAACUACCGCCCUAUAUCGCUACUGCCAUUUGCCUUCAAGAUCUUUGAAAGAGUUGUGUAUGCGAGAUUGACAGACUUGCUUGAAUCCAAAUCUCUGCUUAACCCGCUUCAGUCUGGAUUCCGCGCUUGUCACUCUGUUGAAACAGUUCUGACCAAAGUAUCCAAUGAUUUAAUCGUUGCUAAAUCUCGCGGGCAUUAUUCUAUCCUAAUUCUCCUUGAUCUUUCUGCUGCCUUUGACACUGUUGUUCAUCAACAGCUUCUUCUCAUUCUCGGUAAUCUCGGUCUACAGGAUACUGCUCUCUCCUGGUGCUCCUCCUACCUCUCCCUGCGCUUUUUCAGUGUUUCUUUCUCUGGCUCUGCCUCUUCUCCCCAAACCCUCUCUGUUGGUGUUCCCCAAGGUUCUGUCCUUGGUCCCCUACUGUUCUCUAUCUAUACUUCCUCCCUUGGUAAACUCAUCAGCUCCUUUGGCUUUCAUUAUCAUUUAUAUACAGAUGACACACAAAUCUACCAGUCCUCUCCUGAUCUCUCCCCGCCCAUCUUGACUCGUGUCUCUGACUGCCUCUCUGUGAUUUCUAACUGGAUGGCUGCUCACUUCCUUAAACUCAACUUGUCCAAAACAGAACUUCUGGUCUUUCCUCCCUCAAGUGUUGCUACUCCCGUGUCUAUCAACGGCGCCACCAUCACCCCUACUUCGCAGGCUCGCUGCCUAGGUGUUCUCUUUGAUUCCGACCUCUCCUUCACCCCUUAUGUCCAGUCGAUCGCCAAAUUCUGCCGCUUCCAUCUAAAAACAUAGCUCGCAUCUGCCCUUAUUUAACACCAGAUGCAGCUAUGGUGUUGGUCCAUGCCAUUGUUCUUUCUCACCUUGAAUACUGCAAUCCCUUUCUCAGUGGUCUUACAUGUUCCCAGAUUGCAUUGCUGCAAUCUAUAAUGGAUGCGGCGGCGAGGCUCAUUUUCCUGUCCACACGCACCUCCCACAUCUCCCCCCUCUGUCAGUCCCUACAUUGGCUUGCAGUUAUAUAUAGGCAGUGGUGUAUCCUGGUUUUGUGCUGCCCUAGGCAGGACAAAACUCAGGUUCCCCCCCACCCCCGCAUCACCCUCACCCAACCCUUCCCCCCCACCCCACCCCCUGAACCACCCCCACCCCACCUUCUAAAUACACACACACAUUCACUGACAGAUAUGCAUACACUAGCUAACAGAAAUACACACAUGCUAACAGAAAUACACACAUGCUAACAGAAAUACACACACACUAACAGACACACUCACCCUCCCUAACAGACACACACUCACUGACACACACACUCACUAACAGACACACACUAUCAGACACACACACACACUAACAGACACACACUCACACACUAACAGACAUAUACACACACUCACAUUAACAUAUUUAUUUAUUUAACCCCCCUUAGCCUCCUUACCUCUCUCCCAUGGGGUGCAGUGGUUGCUGGGCGGGCGAUGGCUGGCGAGGGAGCUCUUCCUCUGAGCUGUCUGCUCAGCUCCCUCGCGCGCCGCAGAGUGAGGCUGGGAGCCGGAACAAAUGACGUCAUAUUCCGGCUCCCAGCCUCACUCUGCAGCGCGCGAGGGAGCUGAGCAGACAGCUCAGAGGAAGAGCUCCCUCGCCAGUCGCCCAGCAGCGCCGCUCGCCCGCCUGGCUUGUCAGUUAGCCACGAGGCUAACAAGGCAUUUACCCUGGGCAUUUGGGGCGGCUUUUUUUUCUGCCCACUGGAAAAUGCCGCCCAAGGCAAAUGCCUUGUUUGCCUUGCGGCUAAAACGUCCCUGUAUAUAGGGCUCAAUUUAGAAUUCUGGUGCUUGCUUACAAGUCCCUGCAUAAUGCUACUCCAAUCUACCUAUCCUCCCUAAUACACAAAUAUGUCCUGUUGAGGCCCCUACGCUCUGCCGAAGACCUACUCCUAUCCUCUGUCCGUACUCCCACAUCUGAUGCUCACCUCCAAGACUUCUACAUGGCUGCACCUUUUCUGUGGAACGCCCUUCCCUUCUCCGUUAGACUUUCACCCAGUCUCCACUCCUUCAAAAAAAUCUUUGAAAACACACUUCUUCAGGAAAGCAUAUCAUUAAAACUGUUAAUGGGUUUUCAGCCCUUCCUGCACCCCCCAUGACUCCUCUCCUGCAACUGUCAAAAAUAACCUACUAAGUUCUCAGUGAUUACUUUUCUAGCAACCUAUUUCGUUACCCCUAUUUAUACCCUUUGUGUCACUAUACGCCACUCCAUCUAGCAUGUAAGCUCAUUGAGCAGGGCCCUCAACCCCUCUGUUCCUGUGCAUCCAUUUGUCUGGUUACAAUUACGUGUCUGUUAGUCCACCCAUUGUACAGUGCUACGGAAUUUGCUGGCGCUAUAUAUAGAAUAAAAUAAUAAUAUAUUAAUAAUUCAAAAUAAUAUUUGCUGUAAAUGAUGUAUUUCCCAAUUUGAGAUUUAUUUUUUAACCUUUUAACAAUAAUGUCAGCAUAUCGUACUUAGGUUUAUGUAGGUCCUGUAUUAACACACUAAAAAAAAAAAAAAAGGUUUUGGGGCGUUUUGGUGAUUCUUAUAAUCAUAGAGUAAUAAAAAAGAGUUAUCAAUGGCAAAUAUGGUGAUCAAACAACUGUGUGUUUCAAAAUGGAAAUAUCCAGGAAAUAAGGGUAAAUGCAGUCUGCUACCCUGAGGCUGCGUACUUGGUCCGGAAAGGUUAAACUGAUUGAUUGAGCACUGAUUUCUCUGCUGUCAGUUAAACAGGAAGCACAAUUACUCUGAGUAAAUUUUGUGAACUUAGUGUCUAGAGUGAAAAGGUCACAAGUUAGAUAAUCUAUGGUACAGCUUGGAUUUCUUUACAUAAUAUAUAGUUUGUUCAUGGAAAGUAUCAUAGGUUUGUAAAAUGUGAUAGUCAUUACUGGUGACUAGCUGGUAAAUCAGUCUUGCACUAUAUAUUCUAUAUUUAUAGCAUAUCUCAUUUGUAUCUCAUUCAGUUUUGAAGACACUCAUCUCUUUCUUUACUUAGUACACCAUUUAAAUGUAUCAAAACCUAAUUUAUUUGCAGUAGAGAAAAACCUUCAACUCUCUUUGCAGAUUCAUUCCAGUGAAUUACAAACAUAGUUAAUCAGUUCUACCAAUUCCUUUCCUGUAUUUUCACAGCAUAUGAUAAUUUACUUCCUUUCCUUGGCUAAACUUUGCCAGGCAGCCAGAAAUAUUUGAUAGAAGACUUUAAUGCUAACUUUGGAGGCAGCAGCAUGUGUGCUUAUGUCAGUCCUGGACCUUUGUCUUAUCCUGUGUAUUAAAGGACCACUCUAGGCACCCAGACCACUUCAGCUUAAUGAAGUGGUCUGGGUGCCAGGUCCCUCUAGGAUUAACCCAUUUUUUUUAUAAACAUAGCAGUUUCAUAGAAACUGCUAUGUUUAUAAAUGGGUUAAUCCAGCCUCUCAUUGACAGCCGCUAGAGGCGUUUGCGUGCUUCUCACUGUGAAAAUCACAGUGAGAAGACGCCAGCGUCCAUAGGAAAGCAUUAUGAAUGCUUUCCUAUGAGACUGGCUGAAUGCGCGCGCAGCUCCUGCCGCGCAUGCGUAUUCAGCCGAAGAGGAGGAGAGCUCCCCGCACGGCGCUGGAAAAAAGGUAGGAUUUAACCCUUUCCUCGCCAUCCAGCCCAGUGGGAGGGGGACCCUGAGGGUGGGGGCACCCUCAGGGCACUAUAGUGCCAGGAAACAGAGUAUGUUUUCCUGGCACUAUAGUGGUCCUUUAAUGUCAGUAUUCUACAGGAUCUUGUAUUACAGACAAAUAGGUUCUCAUGGGAGGCGCUGGUAGCUAUGAAUGCUUUUAGUUUACUGAUGAUAUUGUUUGACAGAUGAAUAUCUGUAUUUUUAAUUGUUCCUUAGCUGAUGCUACACUGGACCAGUGCAACUAAAGCAGUUCUCCAUGGCUAGACAUAAUGCAGAUUCAGAUCAUAUUCUGUCAAAACCCAGGGCAACUUCAUCCAGCAUAAUUGAAAGUUUGUGUAAACAAAACAGCCAUAUGUAUUGUUUAAACUCCUGCAUUAACUAUCAUUUUCUAGAGGACUUUACAGUGUAAUUUUCACAUAGUCCAAGAAUUUCUUUUAAUCUUUUUUUUUCUCUUGGUUUUCUAUAGUGUCAAUGCAAAGAUUAAAGCUAUUGAAGCUAAACUCAAAAUGAUGGCAGAAAAUCCAGAUCCAGACCUGCCUGGGAAGUCAUCUUAUUCUUAUUUCAAGGCUACUGAGAAGAAAAAGAGUACACCUUACUCCAGAACAUCAUGGAAAUCUAAAAGAUGACAUGUUCGCUGUUGUUUCAGGCUAAUGUACAGUUCAGACUCUGGGGUUAUACUCUCCCGCAGUAUAUAGUGCAAGCUUUUUCUGUCCAUAAUCUUGAAUUACAUGCAUUAUAAAACACAGUCCCUAUUUUUCCAAAGAUCUUUUGGCGUAUUAUUUAUUAUUUACAACUAACUGACUUUUAACUUGCUCAGAAAGCAGUUCAUUUUUGUUUUUCGAUCCACUGUACUACUUCAAAUGAAGUUUUAAAAUGUAAUAUUCAAAUUAAAAUCGUUCAACAUCCUGGCAUUGAAAGAAAAGAAAGAGUACUUUAUAAAGUAAAGUAUUAUAGAGUUCUUUAAUGUUUGUAAAUGGUUUUAAUCUUUGGCCGUGUAUGUUAGCAUAGGUUUCUUACUUGGGGGAAAAAAUGGAUUUUCAAAAUGAUGAAACAUGUUAUUUAUAUUUCCUAUGUGCUCUAUUUAUAUUUGUUUUUCUCUUUGAAUUAAAUUUACUUUGUAACAGCCAUUAAAUGUUUGCUAAUGAUGUGCUAAUGCACAAUUUGUUUUUCAAGUGGUUGACUUAUUUCUUUUACACCUUCUUAUAGACUCAUUAAGUCAUUCACAUACAAUUUUAAUAUGCACUAAAAAUGCAGAUAAUAAACUAAAUUUAAUUUGCUUAUUUUUAGUUAUUCAGAAAUACAGUUGCCAUUCAAAAUGUGUGUUUUACACCGUCUUAUUUCACACUUAUGUAAACAUUACACAUUUAUGAAUGACUCUGCAUGCUUCUUUACUUUACUAUUGUUUUUAUGUUGUCAUGGUAUCAGGUAAUAUUGUAUAUGUAAACUCUAAUCAUAGUGGU